Molecule: messenger RNA, 46199 nt
Organism: Xyrichtys novacula (pearly razorfish)
Lineage: Eukaryota; Metazoa; Chordata; Actinopteri; Labriformes; Labridae
Source: the annotation of a GenBank genome assembly
GCCUCACUCUCGUGUCCGUGUCCAGAGCGCACGGACGGAGAGGAGGGGAGCAGCUCGCUCAUGUCUGACACCGUGGGGUGAGCGCCGUGGUCUCUUCCUCUCCCACUCUUCACGGGGAUGUUUCUGCACGCGCGGGGGGGAUCAGCUGACUGCUGUCCGCGCGGAUUUCAGCGCGACUCUGAGGCGGAAUAAAAGCGAGAAACAGAAACAGGAGAUCCGGAUCUGAUUUGAUUACCGAUCAGCUCUGAGCGCGAGAGCGGAGGAGCGGAAAACCUGCACGUGCGGAUCCAGAUAAUGAUGUGGAUUUAAACCCCUCCGAACAGCUGGUUCUGACCCGGUUUUAAUGGAACCUAGGAUCCGCGGGAGAGUCCGGAUCUAGGAGGAGCGAUCCGGGAGCUGUGAGGAACCCGACCCGGGAGAAACCGAGAGGUCAGUGUGUCAGCCCUUCGCGCGCACACGCACGCGCUUGUAUUUACUUCAUCAUAGCGGACCGUCGAGACAGAAGGAGAGCUCGGGUUCGGUUCGGUUCGGAGGAGAGUUGGAGGGCAAACCUCGCGUGCAGGGAUAGUCACGGAUAAAUCGAUAUUUUUAUGGAUGAUAUUCCUGAUGUGGAAACAAACUGAUGCAGAAAAGUGGAUAAAAAGUCAUUAAAUCUCUUUAAAAAACUGAAAUCAAACUUGAUUUAAAGUAAAGAUAAAGAUGAUAAUGACUCCUUAUGUAUAAAGUAGACCUUACAGUACAAGUAUAUUUUCAUUUUCUGCACAUUAAGUCAAUUAUGAUCCGUUUAUUGUCUGAAAAUGACCUUUUUUUUUCUGCUUGGUUAGAGUCCAUUAGUGCGCAGAAAUGUGCUUUUUAAAGAGGGUGGUAAUCUGCGGUUUAAUGAACCACAUGAGUACCGGACACACUCCACGAUAAGGACUCCGUUUAAACAUUAAACCUCCACAGGUGAUUCACGCUCAGAGAGGAGAGUGAACGGACGCUCCCCUUAGAGAGGGAAAUACUCUGAAUCUGUUUGAUGUUUAUCCCGAAUAAAUCAUUUUAUCUUAGCCGACAGCUGCUGACCCACUUCCACCAGAGCAUGAUUUCAAUAUCUUUACCCACAGGAAGGUGGACUUUGACCCCAGAUAUCUAACCCCUGACUGGGAGAUUUGAGAGGAUUAAUUUCUGGAUGUUCUCCUCGUUUCUCUCAGAAUUUUCGAUCAACAAGUGAGCGUCUGUGUGGAUUUGGAGGGUGGUGAAGAGGUCAUAGUGAAGGGUCACCCCCUCCAGAGAUGGAUGUUGUCGACCGCUUGCUUCUCUAGUUAUACCAACUUUAGAAUAGCGAUACAGAGAGCCACGCGCUCAACCAAAACGCCACUCUAUAGCCACAAAUAAUGCUCAGAACAGCACCUAACUUCAUCAACAGGACAUAUGGCGUCACAGACAUAGUACUAUAUUCAGAGGUUUUCUAACUCCUAAGAAAACAUAAACUUAAGCAGGGGCGUUUCUCCACUUCUGUAGUCUAUAAACUGGGCCAAUAAACUUCUACUGUAGUUAAAUGAAAAGGUAAAGGUGUUUUUAUUGAGCCGAAUUAUCAAUAAAAUCAUGAUUUUGUUAACAGGUAUGAAUAUAUGUGCUGUUGAGUUAAUAUAUUUGAACAAGAGCACAGUAAAGUUAAAUCAGUGAAUUUUUCAAUGAGGUUCUGUUACUGAACGGAACUACACCAUGUUCUCCUCAGGUUAGUACAUAUAAGGUCACAGACAUAGUACUAGACACCAAACAUCUUUUUAACUUUGACUCAUUUCUUUAGCAAAGAGACUAAACACAACUCACCUACUCUCUUCCAGCAGACGCUUGUUUGUAGAGAGACCUCAGGCCAGUCCAUUACAGACUACAGCAGGGUGCCGCAGCUCAAGGAAGAACAUUUAUGAUCAUUUCUUUAUCAUUUCCUUGAAGUAAUAAUCACCAUAUUAAUCAUUUUACAGACGCGGUAGUUCUUCUGUCUUAGCGUCUCGGUCUGAUUGCAAAGAAUAACAAGAAAUUCAAAAAACAACGCUAACCAAGACAAGAACAAGAGACAAAAACGAAUCCAAAACAAACAAACUAACAAACAAAGUAUCAGUCACAGCUGUUUAAAAUGAAUGGUAAGGAAUGUUGUCGCUUGGUUGUGUAGAUGAGUACAAUGUAUGUUACAUUAAUUAUGUAAAAUAAAAAUCAGAAUAAUAAUAAUAAAGAAAAACCAAUUAACAGUUUAACCCGAAAGAAAAUAGGAUAAAAUAACAACAACAACAACAAAGGUGAUGGUAAUAAUAAUAUUUAUUAUAAUACUAGGUCUGAUUGUAUUUCCAUGAUAAAAAUGAUUAUAAAUGUUCUUCCUUGAGCUGCGGCACCCCGCUGUAGUCGGUAAUGGACUGGCCUGAGGUCUCGCUACAAACAAGCGUCUGCUGGAAGAGAGUAGGUGAGUUGUGUUUAGUCUCUUUGCUAAAGCUAAAAUUAUGUUUGGUGGCUAUGGUUUGGACCCUAUAUGUACUAACCUGAGUAGAACAUGGUGUAGUUCAGUAACAGAACCUCAUUGGAAAAUUAGCUGAUUUAACUUUACUGUGCUCUUGUUCACAUAUAUUAACUCGACAGCACAUAAAUCCAUACCUGUUAACAAAAUCAUGAUUUUAUUGAUAAUUUGGCUCAAUAAAAACACCUUUACAUUUUCGGAAUAUCCCUUUAAAUCUUUGACGUUGGAUCAUCAGGAGCCGUCAGUCUCCUCAGUUGGAUCUGUAAUGAUGGAGGCUCGUCUGUUUGGUCCUCUUACAGUGAACCCUGGUUGGUCCCCCUGGUCAGUCUGGUUCCCUUUGAAGUGGUCUAAGAACUCAUUAAAGUUCUGAUCCAGGUGAACUCCGGUCCACUCGAAGACAGGGGUCGUGGUUUUUCUAAUCUACUCCUGGUGCUGCUGCAGGUUCGUGGCGUGAAAGCAGAGCAGAGCGACUUCGAAAUCAAAGGCAGGAGGUUUUGUGAGGAGCAGUGCAUCGUGGGUCAAUAUCUGUAGGUCAGGACCUCGUGUAGGCUCCAGGUCGCGGUUCAUUCAUGUCCUGCUCACCUGCGGAGGUGACCUGGGAUGGAGAGACCUCAGAGAAAACCUGAUGAUCUGAUUGGUUUAAAGCGGCGUUUGCUUUGCCAGAGCGCUUCCUCUAAAACAUGUUUCCUGGCGCCAACUAACUAAAGAACUUUUCUCGUUUUCUCGAUCUCAGCUAGGGCUGCACGAUUAAUUGAUUUUAAAUCAUAAUCUGAAUACCGUAUUUUUCACUCUAUAAGGCGCAUUUAAAAUCCUUUAAUUUUCUCAAAAAUCCUCACUGCGCCUUAUGUACGAAUUCUGGUUGUGCUUUCUGACCUUGAACCGAUUUUAUGAGGUACACAGCGCUCAAAAAUCCGACUUCGGUAAGCAACAAAGACGCAUAGCCUGAUGGCUUGUUGGAAUAAAGUUCGACUUAUCCGACUGUUUUGUUUGUCUUAAUGCGCUUUAUAAUCCGGUGCAUUUUAUGUAUGAAAAUAGACGCGUUCAUUGAUGGCGCGCCUUAUAGUGCGAAAAAAUAUGAUAACUAUUUUAUGGCGCCUGUGCGUGUCCGACCAAAACAACAUGCUCUGUACUCUUCCUCUGUCUUUUGUGCAUUUUCUCGGCAACGUUAAAGCUAGGGCUGGGCGAUAAACCAAAAAUGUACCGAUACCGAAAUUUUACGACGAUAACCGACGUCAUUUUGCCCAUAUCGGUAUAUUCAGCGUCAAAAACGUCUUAACUACUUAGGCGAACUUAGGCGAAACGUCUCAACUAAGUCCAGUUUUCCUUUCAACAUAGAAUUAGAAAUCACUCAGUCCGUUUCCAUGACACUAGAGAAAACCGAAUUAUCGCCUUAUUCCGAUCAAGAUCGGACAACUGAAGUGCACGUUAACACCUUAGUCCGACUAUAAUCGGAGUCAGAGAACUCCAGAUAAGACACCCAGAUAAUGCGAUUGGAAUUCGAUUUUCUCUACCAUGUAACUAGCGUAGUCCGGCGUAGCAUGCGCCACGCCAGAGUAGAGGAGUAGCGUUGGUCUCAUUUUUAGAAAAAGUAGCGCGUCCAUCAUGUCAGACAAAAACAACGCUGUACGAUGCUCCAUCUUCUCGUUUCUCCAAAAUGCCCAGCAGCAGUUGUAGACACUUCUGAUGUAAGAAGUCGGAAACAGCGCUGCUCAAAAGACCCAUAUCGCCCCCUGGUGUUGGGGAGGAGGACACGUUCACGUCAAUAAUUCCAUUUUCUCAGCUGCAUGUAAACGAGGACAAGGAGAGAAGUCUGAUUUAACGAAAAAUAAACAAAUUAUGAGUUUAGUCGGAUUAAGAUGUAAAUGCACCGACGGAAUAAAAACUCAAAAUCAAAAAUCAGAGUUUUAAGAGAAAGAAAUCUGGAUUUUAUCGUGAAAAUCUACAGAUUAUUACAUGAAGACUCUAAAUAAGUUUUGAGCUCGGUGACGGAGAAGUUUCAACCUCUCUAAAUAACCUAAAAUCUCUCUAGAAGAUUGUCGACAAACGCCGACAGAUUAUCUCCAGAUUAGCGCCAGAAUGUGAGCGAGCCUUCACGGAUGUUGAGUCGUGGUUGGAGAUCCUCUCGGCGUGGAGGAGGAGGAGGAGGAGCGCUGCGGCUCCUUCAGCAGACGCCUCACAGCUACAACACUAUCCCUUUACAUGGAUCCACCAGCCAACAGCUCUCCUGCUGCGCCCGGGCUCCGCCGUCGAUUGUCGUUUAAUGGCCCCCCGCUGCUGUUGUAGUUUAUUGGAUACGAACACACACACAUUUACACACACACACGCACACACUGAAAAAAUAAAGCCAGCAUGUGUGUGUGUCUUUGUUUGUAAUUGUCUCACUAUCUCUCCCUCCUAAUGAGUGUACCAUGGAUGCAGAUGUCGGCCAAUUAGCUCGCAGUGUGAGCGCACACACACACACGCGCUCAUUUAUAAUACCAACAGGGGACCACGGCUGGUUAAGCCGACGGACGGGGACCUCAUUUUCAGAUCAUUAAAAAAAGACGUGAAAACAAUAAUAACAAAUAUUUCUGUGAGAAAAAAACAAACGAGCUCCGGUUUCUGUCGGGUCUGACCCCCUUUCUGCUUUACUUUGGUCGCAUGAUACCGAGGGUCCGGAUCCGCCACGGUCUUAGGUGGAGAAGUAAAUGCAAAGAUGUAGAUUUUCCCUGUUUUUGUUUAUUGGGGCGCUGAAAAUAUCCUGAUUUGUUUGGAUCCUGGAAUCGUAGCAGGAUGGUCCAGAAGCAGGAGAGUAGAAACUCGUAGGAAACACCGGGGGGAUUGUAAAUCUCAAGGGUCGAUAAAAAAAGAAGAGUAGAGAUGUGGGGAACAACAACGAGAAGGAGAGGUAAUUUGGAGGAAAGGAAAGAAGAAGAAAUAUACGCUCCUCGGUUUGUUGCCGUGUCUCUCUCCUCUUCUUAUUCUUCUUCUUCCCGAAGUAUCGACAGCAUGUGUCCUUCAUCGAUUCGCUGUUGGAUUGUGUUUUUCCUCCUGGCUCAGAGCAUCGAGGUGUCGUGGGAGGGGACGUGAGUCCUGAUGGGAUUUCAGAUCCAGAGGAGGAUCUGGAAAUCCUUUUUGAUGGGUCCUUGACUUUAGAUUGAGUUUUGUACCUGAUGCCGGAUCUGAAGGGGGACGGACUUGUUGGAUGUAACCGUAGUCAUCGUUGUUUUCUUCCGCUUCAUCCUGGUCCGGGUCGCCACUUCCAGCCACUUCCACCAGCUCCUCCUCCGGGGGGGAUUCCCAGGCGCUCCCAGGCCAGGCGAGAGAUAUAAUCCGUCCACCUGGUCCUGGGCCGGCCACGAGGUCUCCUCCCGGUGGGACAUGUCUAGAACACCUCUAACAUCCAGAAGGCGUCCUAACACCUCAGCUGACUCCUCUGGACGUGGAGGAGCAGCAGUUCUCCUCUGAGCGCCUCCCGAGUGUCCGAGCUCCUUACCCUAUCUCUAAGGCUGAGCCCGGACACCCUGAGGAGGAAACCCAUUUCAGCCGCUUGUAUCUGCGAUCUUGUUCUUUCGGUCAUUACCCAAAGUUCAUGACCAUAGGUGAGGAUCGGCACGUAGAUCGACCGGUAAAUCCAGAGUCUCGCCUUAUUUUUAAAGUAAUCAAAAAGAAUUCAAUGUAGGUAUAACACACAAGCAUAAUAUAUCACUGAAUAAUCAAUAUUCAAAUACUCAAUCAAUAGAAAAUAUCAAUAAUUCAAGUUCAUAGCAGUCUCAGUGCACUUUAAAAAAUUCCCAAAAAUCAGAUAUCACAAACCCAAGCAGAGAUAAAUAACAAUCUAGUUGCGCAACAUUAAUAUAAAUCAUGGAGCGAUUAUCUGGUGAUCGAGUUCAGCCUCAACCAAACCUCACUGCAGUUUAGCAUGUAUCUAGUAAAAGUGCUAAAGCUGCUCAAAAUUAACGCGUUUCAGGGGGAAAAAAAUUAUUGACAGCAACGUCAAACCAUCGGCUACAUUUCGGCUUUCUUCUUUCAACAACAUUAAAUACAUUAGUCUGAUUUUCUUCAGUUAUACUCCCUCCUUCUUUCACCGCCCAACAGCGAACACGACUGAAAACUCUGCGAGGCAUUAAUUGGUAUCAGUGACUGCUCUACAACAACAUCAUACAAAGUUUUUAAUGAAAUGACACGACGCUCGUGCUCUUUGUGAGACGCAGAUGACCGGCGUGGAUGCAGAGAGGGGAGUGAACAGGUAAGCUCCCGAACUUAAAGGAAGUUGGUACAACAACUAUUAUAUAACGAGUUAUAAACUUGGGAAGUUUCAUGGUGAUGUCUGUGACACCUGACUAGAAAUGGCCACACUUCUUUUCUCGGUUGUGUGUCGUCGGUUUGUGUGCGAGGAUCAGAAAGAAGGUCAAUGGAAUAAUCCCGUUUAUGUAACCUUUUGUGCCGCAGCCCCCUCUCCGUGGACAACACCUCGCUUGUUACGUGACUUAUGGCGGUUUUUGUGUACGUUGACCUCCUUUUAAAGACGAUCUCCAGGUCUGAAAGAGGAGUGAGAACGAAAGGAGGCUGCGGGGAUAAUGAAGAGGUCAGAUUCAGCCGCGGAUGACAGCGGCGUGCUUGUUAUCGCUCUGAACGCUCCCUCUUGUGCUUCACCUCCAUCUCUCUCCUCCUCGCCUCUGAUGGAAACGUUAUUCGAAGGCUCUCAAGAUGUUGAACAUUGUUUGAACAAGAUUCUUCUCCAUCUUCGCCGUCCCCAAAGGUCUCGAUGGGGUGGGUAAGGUCAGGGCUCUGGACAGGACCGCCUCGUUCCGGAGGAGAAUUUUGUUUGAUGAGGCGGCGCCGUGCGUGGAGGUGCGAGGUUGUCGUUUAAUGAUGUGGUCAGCGAGUGUCGGAUAAAAGACAUGCUCAGAAGGGAGGGAGGGCGAGGUGUCAGGAGGCUGGAACGAGAAGGCGUGAUUGGAGAGGAUCAAUCCGUGUCAGGAAGUCAGAGAGUUAUGUAGAGAGGUCAGAGGUCACGGAGAGACACUUGAAGUACAGAGCGGUGAAAGUACCCUUGGCUGUGUCUCUUCUUUACCUCACACCGCCCCUCCCCCGGUUAAUUAAAGCCGAUAUUGUCGUUAUUGAACCAACAUGGUUUGAUCCUUCAGCCGUUAAAUUACCGUGUUCAUCUCCUCGUUACACACACACACACACACACACACACACACACGAUCAGCCUAUCCAGUAACCUCACAGACAUAGCUCAACGUCACCGUUCCGGUUUAUUGCGCCGGUUUUCUUUAAACCCGAUUGUUCUGGAAGGUUAACGAGUUUCGUUCUCACUGAUGUCAUGACGACAGGAAGUGGAUUCAAUCUUUAUUUUGUUGUUUUUGUUGUCUCUCCGUAAGUCCAGGAGAAGAUCCUACGCUAGCUUUAACUAGGAUCCACCAUGUCGGAUUGUUAGUGACUGGCGGCGGUUAAUGCCAGCCUUGCUAGCAAGCGCCGUCUGCAGCUGCCUGGACAGCUACCGUGUUGACAUGUCAGAGACUAACCUGGGAUUUCCACCGCAUCCGUAACGGCUCCGAUCCAACAUGGAUUCCAUGGACAGCAGGAACGGAUUUUUUCCGAUCUGUUUUCUCUUCACUUUGUGGAGAUCGGACUAUAGGACCGUGAUCGCCAUAGAAACGAGGUUCAUGAUAAUUACCAAUCUCUCCCGUCGUCAACCACGACUUUAAACCUUUGGUUCUGUGUCUAAAAAAGUCUGCCAUCGUUCUUCAUGAGUGAAUUUACUGGUCAGGUUUGUUGAGUCGAACCCCAAAGGACGAGGGUCAUAUUAAGAGUCUUCUGGUUGGUCUGAACCGGUCCUCUGAUGGUUCAGGGUUCCUCUGUUUUCUUUAAUUUGGUUGAAGUCCUCACCUUUCUCCUUUUGUGGUCUGGUGAUUUGUCCUCAGUUUUUGGAGAUUGAUGAGAAUAUAACCGUAGAAAUAUCCUCAGAAACAAACAUUUGUGUCCCAUCACCAACUCAAUCUUCGAUCGAGGGUCUAAAUACGAUCAUGUCUUCUGGUUGGUCUGAACCGGUCCUCUGAUGGUUCAGGGUUCCUCUGUUUUCUUUAAUUUGGUUGAAGUCCUCACCUUUCUCCUUUUUAUAAUCUUUCCUCCUCUCAUCGUUGUUCCUUCGCUGAAACAAACAUUUGUGUCCCAUCAUCUACUCAGAUCUUCGAUCGAGGGUCUCGGUCCUUUCACGGUGGAUUUGCUCUCUCCUUCUCUCUCUCUCUCUCUCUCUCUCUCUCUCUCUCUCUCUCUCCGUCUGUCCUUCUUUAAUCCUCUCCCUGUUGAUUUCUUCCUCUUUCUUCUCCUUGUUUUCUCUCUUGUUUAAUUUAUUCCCUCUCACAACCUUUGUUUAUUUCUUUCCUUUUCCCAAUCUCGCUCCAACCUGUUUUUCCCUCCCUUCCUCCUCCUUCCUCUGUUUAAUCUCCUUCCCUCCUUGAUUCCUUUUGUCCCUCCUUGAUUACUUUCUUCCUCGCUCCUUACAGCCUUGAUUUAUGACUGUGGUCCGCCGCUCACCUGGACUCCUUCAUCGCUCUCUCUCCUCUUGAUUCCUUUUUUAUUGUUUCCUCGUUGUUUUCUUUCCUCAUUCCCUCGCUCUUCUCCUUCAUCCUUCAGUAAAUUUGGAGUUAAUUGGAUUUACCCUCGAGUCCUGUAUCUUCUGGUCCCUCUUUAGAAGUGGUCUCGGUCUGGUUGUUCGGUCCGCACUAAUUGAGAGCUUCACGUUUCUUUUAUCGUCUCUGACCAGGUGAGACGUUGAGCACCGAGCUUCGCGUUAGUCACAGCUGAUUUAUUCCCAGAGCUCCCCGGGUUGGCGUUCUCGUUUCAGGGUGAUGUUGACAGUUUAAUGAGCUGUAAAAAGGUCGCCGCGCAUCUGCGGGUAGAAAAGCGACAGAGCGCCGCGCCUUGUAAACACCACACUCACAUAAAGCUGCUGACAUUUCCUAUAACCCUGAGUCUGAUUAGUCUGUCUUCUUCUCAGUCCCUCCUGAUUUCACUGCCUCAGUAACUCCAGGUUACACUCGCUGUCACAAAGACAGGUAGGAAAUCCACUCACCUGAUUGGUUCUUACCUGCUCUUUCUCGGUCCGAUCAGUUUCCUGUCUGGAUUUAAUUGGACUUGGACCCCUCUUAUCCCUGAGGGAGAUGACCUCUUUGGUCCUGACCUCCUCCAUUCGGACUUCCUUGUCCCUGAUCUGCUCAGUUUUGAUGAGGUGGGUACUCGCUCUGGUACUCGCCCUGGUUUUUGUCAGACCAUCACGGGUCUGACCCGACCUUCACUGAUGCUCCUGCUCCUGCUGACCCUCACGGACCCCCCUGACUCCCUCAGACCUUCAGUUUGACUCUCCUGCUGUGGAUCAGAGUGUCCUUGAAGAAGCAGAUUGACUCUCAGCAACGAAGGUUCGACCUAGGGCUGGGCGAUAUGGCAAAACGUUUAUCAUGAUAUAUUUUUUCAUAUCAGUCGUUAUCGAUAUAUGCCCGACCUCAAAAAACCAAAAUACCUCCACACCACCGACGUUUUCGCAAUGAUGUGGUCAUCUGUUGAGCCUUCAUGGUCAUUUCUGUCGGGGGUAGCACUCAUUUUCUUUGUUUCUCACCAACAGUGCUGUCGGCUUCACCUGUUAAAGUGCUAUGGUUGGGUGUAGCUGCUGUCUGCUACGACUUUGCAGUUGGUUGAUACUUGGUUCUAAUUCAGCACAUGAUUGGUUCAGAGUGAAGCGGACCCGGAGCAACUCCCUUUUCAUUGGCUAUUUGAAUAAUCUACCAAAACAUGGCAGGAUGUUUAUCGUUUGAUCGCCCAGCCCUAGUUUGACCACAUUUGGACACAGGAUUGAAGUUUUUCUUCACAGUGAUGAGAAAAUACCUGAUCGUCUGUAGAUGUUUGGUUUGGAUCAGGAUAAACGGGGAUGAACUUCUCAGUUUGGGUAAAGUGGAUCCAGUCUCAGGUGGUCCAGUUCACUUUGACCAAAUAUAGAUGAAGAUAUCAGUGUAACUUUUCAACUUCCUGUCGAACAGUACUUUUCAAGGCCAGUUAAUCCUCAUAUAUCUCAGAAACAGGUCUUUCCUCUGAUGUUAUUGAACGUUUAACAGAGAUUUAAUGAUAUUUAAAGGACCAUUUCAUCAAAAUUAAUCCAACCCUGAACUAUUUAGAAACUAAAAACAGCAGCAUGGAUCGACUCAGACCGACUUAAACUGGAUAACAUGUCCGUGUUCCAGCUCACGUGGACUCUCCUUGUGCUCAUAAAUCAAAAGCUCCUCCAGUCCUGCUCUGGGACUUUCACCAUCCCUGAUCUCGCUGUGACUGCAGAGAUUCAGUUCUUAGACUAGGACGGCAGGACCAGGACUGUGUGAAGUUUGUUUCUAUCAGUAAAGAGUGAAGCUGCUGUCUGCUGCUUCAGAUUUCAUUUGUUCUGUAAAUCGAAUCUUGAUGAGCGUCUUUCUCACGCUCGUAUCGGCUCAGAGGAAAGUGCUUUAAGACACAGUGAAGGUUGACUCGUUUCUCGAAACAAGGAUUCACAAUCCAGGGUUAGUUUUGGUCAAACUUUAAGAUCAGUUUCUGGACCUGUCAGGUGAAUUUCGCCUGAAUUUAACUCAAUUAGAUGGUUUUUAGUAGAAAUACAAAGAGUCCACAAAGAUCCGACUUUCACGGCCCGUUCCCCGGAUGUUUUCUUCAUUAAAGUCUGUGGAGUUUAAAAGUUUUUGAGGACCUGACAGUGUGGUUUUCUUUUGAGCGAGAGGAUCCUUCUCUUUCUUUUUAACGUCCUGAAAAAAUUGAACAUCCUCCGUUGGUUUAGCUGCGUCGACUAAUCCUUCAGACAUUAGACAUGCUCUUCUGUUUACCGGCAUCCUCCCCUCUCUCCUCUCUCUCUCUGCUGCUCCCUCCCCUCUAAUGCAUCCUCUGUCUUCGUUUAGCUAUGCAUCACCAUGCACUGAUUUAUUCAUCACUCCAUUUUCUCACUUCCCUGACACUUACAGCACCUCUAUUUUUGUCCUUUACCCUGGGAGCGUGGAAAGCAGAGAGAGACACAGCGGAAACAUGCUCCAAUGAAGGCUCUGUGUCAGGAGACAAGCCGAGUCACACUCCAGCUGUUCACAGAGAUGACUACACUUUCUUCCUCUUCUCCUUUUUCUUCUUCUUACUCAGAUUUUUUAGGAGGCCAGGUUUCAUUUGAAGUUUCUGUUUGGGAUUAAGAUUCCCUCAGACCGUCCAGUCUCUAAUUCAGAGAACCGAACCGGGCAUAAAAGUCUGAAAAGCCGAGGGACGAAUGAGAAAGAGGCUUAAAGGUGGUGUAGUCCGGAUCUGAGGAAGUUCCAAUUUUUAGGAGAAAUCUUGAAUGUAAACUCUACCCCUCCAAACAAGUUUUCCCCUCAAGCCCCGCCCACAAACAGACGCUCCUGCUCGCUCGUAUCGUAAGUAAAAAGCAUUGGUGCUACUGUAGAUGCCAACAGACUACCAGCAAACACAAUGUUUGCAGGACUUCUACAACGAGGAUAAAGUGACAUAGUCCAGGACCCGAGGGAGGACAGUUUAGCGAUGGCGCUACAACACGCUACAGCAGGUCCGUUUGACAAGAAACACUUCUGUUACAGACACUUGUCUUACUUUGUUAAAGCGGUUUACCUGUCCAGCAGAAAGGUUACAGGGUCACCAAGAUCCCCAAGCGUCCCCCAUCGUUUAUGUUGACCCGGCUUUUUAGCUCUUGUCCGGUCUACCUCCGUUUUAAGCGCCCGUUAUUCCUCCAGAGUCUCCGGUAUUUACUUUGUUUUCUUGCUUGUGUCGGCAGUCGUGGCCAAAGGAGGAUUCAGACAAUUUUUGAACUUUCUGGUUGGUUUCUACUGUCCGAUAUUGUAGCACGCUAACUUUGUUUGGGCUCCUGAACGACACAGGGGAGCAGUGCUUUCUUGUUGACAGUUUUCUUGUUGACUGGUUUGGUGUUGACUGUUUUGGUGUCAACUGUUUAUGGUUGACUGUUUAUGGUUGACUGUUUUCUUGUUGACCGGUUUGGUGUUGACUGUUUUCUUGUUGACUGUUUUCUUGCUGACUGUUUUCUUGCUGACUGUUUUCUUACUGACUGUUUUCUUGUUGACUGAUUAUGGUUGACUGUUUUCUUACUGACUGUUUUCUUGUUGACUGUUGUCUUGUUGACUGUUUUCUUGUUGACCGGUUUGGUGUUGACUGUUUUCUUGUUGACUGUUGUCUUGAUGACUGUUUUCUUGUUGACUGUUUUUUUGCUGACUGUUUUUUUGCUGACUGAUUAUGGUUGACUGUUUUCUUGUUGACUGUUUUUUUGCUGACUGUUUUCUUGUUGACCAGUUUGGUGUUGACUGUUUUCUUGUUGACUGUUGUCUUGUUGACUGUUUUCUUGUUGACCGGUUUGGUGUUGAUUGUUUUCUUGUUGACUGUUGUCUUGUUGACUGUUUUCUUGUUGACUGUUUUUUUGCUGACUGUUUUUUUGCUGACUGAUUAUGGUUGACUCUUUUCUUGCUGACUGUUUUUUGCUGACUGUUUUGGUGUUGACCGUUUUCAUGUUGACCGGUUUGGUGUUGACUGUUUUUUGUUGACUGUUUUCUUGUUGACUGAUUAUGGUUGACUGUUUUCUUGCUGACUGUUUUCUUGUUGACUGUUUUCUUGCUGACUGUUUUCUUGCUGACUGUUUAUGUCGUGGCCAAAGAGGAUUCAGACAAUUUUCCGAACUUUCUGGUUGGUUUCUACUGUCCGAUAUUGUAGCACGCUAACUUUGUUUGGGCUCCUGAACGACACGGGGGAGCAGCGUCUGCCUCACAACCAAUCAGGUUAGAGGAGGUGGAGAACGGCUUCGUUUACAGUCAGAAAGAGCGGACUCCACAACAAAAGAUGCUUCUUUAACAGAUUCCUGCCUUCACCACCUUUGAGCCACUGCGGUGAUGUUUCUGUUGACUCGCUUUGAUUCUGAUUGGUCGGUGAAGGAGGAUAAAAACAGCUGACACUGAGGCUGAGGUGGAGUCGAGGAUGCUGAGCAGAUGAACCUCGUGUAGAAAUCGAUGCCGUCAGUGGACACGGGCCCUUACGCAGCAGUUUACAGACCCCUGUGGUCCCUGAAGCCCCCCCUGCAGGUGGACUCUGUUGGUUUGUUUGUUUCCAGUGAUGAACUUUGAUUUAUGAUCUCGGCGUUGGUUAAAGACAGAGGAGCUUCCUGUGUCGGAGGGUCGAGCCUCUAUAACCUCCUUUAUAAACAGCAAAUUGAAAUUAUUGUCGUCAUUUCUCCCCCGACGUGGAAAUGUCAGAGAUAAUUACUUUAAUUAUGAAGAUUCUCCUCACGUCACCUGAAGCCGAAUUCCUCCCUCCGAACAUUUUGGCAUUUAAAGUCCCUGACGCACGCAGACGUAGAGACGGUGAAUGUUACACUGAUAAGGUUUAGAUUAUAAAGCUUCAUUAGUCCAGAGUUAAAACACAGGAGCAGGUUUAUACUCACAAAGAUGAAUAAGUAAUCAGCGCAGAAAUGUCACCUCUCAAAGUUUAAUGCUGCUGCUGCUCCACUUCUCAACAACCGUGGUUUUGGUUUUCUUUUCUUUUCACUCUCUUUCAUGAUUCCCUCUCGGUACUUCCUGAAUCUUAAACUGGGUCAGAAAAUUCAGGAAGAGUCCCAAAGCUCAAAAACAGUCUGACUGAAUAUUUUUAGUUAUUUUGGUUUAUUUCCUCCAGAUGUUCGUUCUUCUGUUCGUGAAGUCGGCCCGUCCUGUCUUUAAACCGUCUGUGAGUGCGUCUGUGACUGAACCGUUCAGGGUUCGAUGGUCUUAUAACUCCUGCGUGUGGCGUUCAGGGUCCCCCGCUCUCCUCUCUGAUUAAAUUUACAGCACCUGCACGCCCUCCCUCCCCGCCGUCAUGCACUUAGCUUGACAUGUAAUUCACUGCAGACCGAAAUUACACACUCCAGUUGCAUGAAAGCGCCGAGCGAGCAGAUCGAUAUUGUAACCGUCUGUGUUUUAGAGGGACAUCUUUCAGAUGAGGCGCGGCUCAGUGGGUCGUUUCUCACUCUGGAGUUUGUCAUUCCGAACCCCGCCCACAAGUCCGAGUGUCUUUGAGCAGGAAGCGAACCCGAGAUAACUGCAGAAUGAGGUCUGUGGGUGAAUGUUUGACCCUGAGGUUCUGAGUGAACGAAACGGUCACUCCAGAAUGAGCCGAGACUUCGGACCUCAGACCUGUUCGUUAAUGUCCUGGUUGACGAUCGGAGAAGCAGUUGAGAAAAACGGAGCCGUUGAGGCAGAUUUGAUGUUUACGUAACAUGUAACAUGUGCCACGAUAAAAGGCGAUAAAAAUGACCCGAUGUUUAUUCUAGUUAGAUUCCUCGCUUGGUCACAUUUUCUCUUUGACUCCGCCCUUAAUUCUGUCAUCUUGCAUUUUCUGCGUGUCGAAUACAGCGAGGUGAUUGGAUGGAGUGGCGGAGAAGGAGAUUGACCAAUAGGAGCUUUGUCAAUGUCCUUGCAGCCCCGUAACUGAUAGGGUGAACAGAUUUUUUUCUGUUCUUCACUUUGUGGAGAUCGCGCUAUAGAACCAUGAUCGCCAUGGAAACGAGGUUCAUCAUAAUUACCGAUUUCUCCAAUUGUCAACCAUGACUUUAAAACAGAGAGUACAACCCACCCAGAACCCCCAAACAGACAGCAGUUUGUCGGUAAUAAUAGACAUCGUAACACGGUUUAUAGUUAGCAUAAUGAUAGCAACAAGCUAACCUGACUCACUGUCUCCACUCAUUCAUUAUCCGGCGCUUCUGAUCCACAUUCGGGUGUGACUGAGCCCACAGAACUGAUUCAGAACCAAGUCUCUGCAGGUCCAGACCUGUUGAGUUGAUCUGCAGAAACCUUUGUGGUCCGUUUGGAGUAACUUUUCUCGAUCCUCAGAGGGUAAAUCCCGCAGACUCUCACAACCUCACUUCUUCUCGGCUGUAUUUAGUGUCUUUAAACAUUCACACACACACACACACACACACACACACACACACACACACACACACACACACACAUCAAUCCUCCUGGAGUCCUCUUUGUAUUUUAAGCUCGUCUUUGUCGUUGGUGUCAGAAAGCAAACACGUUCACCGAGAUGACGAUCAGCUGAAACUGCGAAUCGUCGGCGCUCUGGGUGGUGCUAGCAUGACUGUAAUCUGUUUCCACAGUGAUGGAUUAUGGGUAUCUAUAGCACCAUCACACACACCUGCCACUCGCCUCUUCUAUCAGCUGAUUCUCGAGGUACAUUCAAGUGUAGACGAGCCGAUAUCGUUCUGUAGCUGCUGUGUGAUGUUCCUGUUUCUGUAAAGGAUCAGAUAGCGGAGAGGAGCUGUCAUCAGCUCCCUGCUGGAGAGAGAGAGAGAGACCACUUUCAUGCUGACUGAGCUUACUUCUUUACACCUAUAGAUGUGCUGUGGGGUGGCGGCGGCGGCGGCGAGGGGGUGGGGGGGCAGAUUUGACAGCUUUGAUUCCAGCUUCAGUGUUUUUUUCCUGGACUGAUCCGGACUCUGUUUUCGACUUUUGUGGGGUUUUUCUCUUUCCUCCUCUGGUUCAUGUCGAUUUCUUCUGUUUUGUUUGUGGAUUCUGGACUAAAGAGCGCCGGAGCGGACUUCUUCCCUGAGUCCAGCUGCCCACAUCGAUGCUAUCCAAUUGACCUGGUAUUUAAUGAUCAGGUCUCAGGGGUAAUUCUGCUGUUUCCCUGAUCGAUUCCCCUCUUAACCUGAGUUGACUAAAAGUGGAUUAAAUAAACAUCACGUGACCUCGGACACGCUGCUCUGCUCCUGAUUGGUCCACUGAGGCGGCUCAUGUGGUUAAACAUAAACCAUAUUCAUAUUCAAUCAUUCUCUCUGACCUUCGGUGCGACUGUGUCCUGAUUCCUGGUCCUUCUCAGACCGCUUCAUGCCCCGCUUGGCCUUCAUAUCGUGUCACUUCCUGUGUUAGAGCGCCACAGGCCGCGGGAUGACAGAUCUGUUGUUGUCGCCUCCUCCCUCUGACUCUUUUCUCCUUGCUCCAGUUCCUCCUCCAGCGGGUCGCAGACAAACCAAUCAGGCACGUUUGAUGUAGAGCUGCAGGCUGAGGCCCCCCUGCUGAGGGCUCACUGAGACCCCGACAGCACAGCGGGGGGCGGCGCUGCUGUUUGCACUCGUAGAAACUCAGUCAAACUGUUGAUGUGGAUUUGGAGAGUCUACAAAAACCUCCUCCUAUUCUCAAUCUGGGUCAAGGGGGGCUAGAACUGAUCCCAGGUACCACAAACCGAGGGAUGGGGUACAUCUUUGGAGUUUGAUGUCCUCCUGUUUGGACCUCGUUCUUCCUCUGGACCAGGACAGACCUCAUGCAAACACAGAGCGGAUUUGUAAACCCAAGAACUGGACCAAGGAACCUUUUUUUCAUCAGUGCUAGAGCGGCAUGAUAUAUCGUCUGAGCAUCGUCAUCGUGAUGUACGUGUCCACGAUAGUCACAUUGCAGAGCCUGCAAUUCUUUACUCGGUUGCCAAUCAGACUACCCUGCCAGCCGCCAAUCAAAAUCAGAGAGGAGAAAACCACGCCCCCGCACGUGGAGCGAGUCGCUGGCGCUGGCGGUAUUGUGCCGAGAAACGCAAACCCGCCGAGAAUGACUUUGGGAACAUAACUCAUCGCUGUUUAGCCCCACAAAUAAGAAUUUUAUGGGUUUGAAAUGCGUUUCUCGACACAACAACGAUCGCAAACUGAGCAACGAACAAGAGAAAACCGCCGAAGAUGAAGACGUGUUGCCAAAAAGAAAAGGAAAGUCAGUUAUCUGGAAUUAUUUCGGUUACAAGAAGGAUAAUGUCGACUAAAACACCUGUUCUGUGUUCAUCUGUCGCCACGAUAACGUCCCAGAACAAUAAAAGCUAAAAAUAUCUCUGAGACAGACAGAAGCCAUUCUAACAUUCACUAAAAGAGGUAAGAUCAGUGCAGGUUAACUGUCCUCAAGAUCUCAGCAGAAAGUCAGAUUCAGAUCAUCUGGUCAAAAUUCCUCUAUUUUUUUAUAUCGCAGGGUUGAAAAAAAACUGCAAUGUCAGUUUUUUACAACACCGUACCGCCUCAAUCGGUGCUACUCACCGUACCGUCCUGCAGCCAGUGUUACAACCUGUGACCCAAACACACCCAACCUGGAAAGCUGUUUAUCAGCCAAAGUGGGACCCAAAGGACGAUCUCACCGAGACCAUGUCCAUGUUUAGAUAGAGAGACUUUAUUGAUCCCAAACUAGGAAAUUCCCAAAUAUAUAGUCUGCAGUCCCAGACUGGAGGUUCCCCUCGUUGACAGACUAACAGCCGUUAAUAAAGAGUUAUAAAUGAAGAGUGAUAAAGUUUACUGCGCUCAUAAAUCCAUAAACAGUGUUCCUCAUUAACUGAUUUGUUUGCCGAUCAGACUCGUUCAUUUCUCUUUGUAUUGUUGUAAUAAAGCCGGAGAUCCUGGUCCUGGUCCUGGUCCUGGUCCUGGGUCUGGCAGUUAUUAUAAAUUGCUGAAAAAUAAUAAACUUUUAUUAUCGGCUCCGGGCUCUGUGCAGAUCCGACUCUCUGAAUCAAUAAAGACUCGCGCUCAUUGGUCCAUUAGAUUAAACUUGAACACACAUCUGUUAUCAGGUCCUCUUUAUGAAACCAUCAGGGAGAUUUAAAACCCGCUCCGCUGCGUUUAUAGUAAACCCAUAAACCUCGGAGGAUCGGCCGCCUGUGUGGACUCACUCCGUCAAUAAUCCGCUUAAUUAGAUCUAUCAAUUAACCGCUGAACUUGGAGUCAUUCGCUCUGUUAAUCAGUCACUGAAGCGAGGGACGGUCUGAUUUAUUAGUCUCUGUGGAGUUCUGCUCCGGGGACUCCUGCAGAAAUCUUUAUUUCCUCUUUCAGCCGCGUUUACGUCUUCAGGUGUUUUUGGUGUAAAGAUCGAGGUCAGUGUGUGUUAAAGGACUUUAUCCAUCUGUUUGUUGUCAAAGUUGACCCUCACCUCUCGCCCCAGCAGCUCUGAGAUUAAUCAAGUCUGUAGAAAUAAAGUGGGUAGAUUCUGUUUGACCCUCAGUUCCUCCUCCGUCAGUUUUGAGGACAUUUGUCAUUUUUGUCUCCUGUAGUUCUCCGUCAUUUUAGCAUUUUUUUGAGCAUGUGUUUACGGCUCCAAAACAACAUAUUACAACCUUUUUUUAUCAGCAGGGCUCUAAAUCUGACUUUCCCACAGUGAGACAACAGACUGAGCCGCGCAUCAUUUUAACCCCUUCAGUGCCACUUAUAAAUGAUUCAUAUCUUACAAAUAUCUUCUGAUUUUUUAUGUUUAUAUGUAAAAUUAAUUUAAUAUGAACAAAUGAAUUCGAUCACAUUUAAUUUGGUAGAGGACGAGGCUCCAGAAAAGGAGGUGAAAAUGUCGUGUUUUUCCGCUCCAAUAGACUCAGCUGAUCAGAACGAACACUUUAUCAAUAAAUAUGACAUGUCGCACAAAAACUGACAUAAAAAGGGAAAUACAUCCAAUUUUUUAUUCAUUACUUUUUUAAUUCUUAGGGAAGAAGUUGUUCAAAAGAUUUGAGUCGAAAAAAAGGGAAAAAAAGUUUAAAAAUGAUAAUUUUAUGAACAUUUAUCUGUAUGUCUGUUUUAGACACAAAGUAGCUGGAUAGAGCUAAAAUACGGAAAUUGGCACAACAAAAAGAAUUUAAAUUCACCAAAAUCGGUUUUACUUCUCAUCAUUGACAUGGUCCGGACACUUUUCAUUAAAAAAAUAAUAAUAAUAAAAUUUAAAAAAAUCAUAUUGGUCAUUUUAUGUAGGAAAUAAGGCGAUUUUGUGUUUCUUACCAUUAAAAAUAAAUAUGACAUGUUGCACAAAAAAUGGCAUAAAAAGGGUGUAACACCGAAUUUUGUAUUUAUUAUUUUUUUAAUGUUUAGAGCUGAAGUUGUUGAAGAGAUUUGAGUCGAAAAAAGUAAAGAAAAAUGAUUAUUUUACAAUCACUUAUCUGCAUGUGUGUACUGGGGACAAAGUUGGCUGAAUGGAGCUUAAAUUAACAAGAACCGAGGGUUGAAUGAACAUCAUUCAUCACUCUGGUCAACUUUAAUUACAGACACCCUCUCCCCCCCUUCCAAAUUUCAAGGUUGUUCAAGCGACCAGAAAAAUGCAACCGCAGCAGUUUUCAGAGACCAGGUCGUUGCAGAAGUGCUGGUCCGCUGAGUAUUGGUUCUGAGUGUUCCUGCGGGAGAACAGGACUGAGACCAAGCGGAGCGGAGGGGAUCGAUGCAGAGUCGGGUUCUCAGGUGUGUGUGGCUUUUCCUUCUGAAGAUAUCAGAGUUGGAGGGUUUCACCGCCUCUGAACUUUUUCUUUGUUCUGAAAGUUUUCACUUCGUCUCAAAGCGAAUAAUUUCUGCUCUGAACAGCCUCAAAGAAAAACUUCAGAGAGCGACGACAGCAGAGAGAGAGAAGCUUAUUAACCUGGUCUGUGCUUUGGUCUAACAGCUCUGAGGACUUUUGUGAGUUUUAAAUGAAAGUCCGGACCUCACAGGGUUUGAUAAAUCCUCCUGUGUGUGUUCGGCUUCCUCAGAGGUCGGCCCUCUUUGAUUUAAGCUAACCGCUCCAGGGUCAGAGCUAAUAAUCAACACUCAUCCUCAGCUGAAUGUCAAUGAAGCUGCUGUAUGAUGUGAAGGAAAACCAGCCUGGACUUUAGGACCUCAUCAAACCCGGUUCUGUUCAAAGUUCUGUUGUUAAAGGGGAUUAGGAACCAUAUGGAUUAUUACAGGAGAUAACAGAGCGCCUAUUAGCGAGAGUCGGAGUUCAGCCAGACGUGAUGUUAAACGUAAACAAAUACACGAGGAGCGAGCGGCAGAUUAGCAGCAGAAACAAAUUAAGAGGAUUUAUCCUGUUUCUCACACAACGAUCAGGGAAAGAAAGUAAAGAAACCAUCAAAGUGGAUCCAGACAGGGGACCAGGAUUAACAGAGGUUCAGGCCCAAUAACAUAUUAAAGCUUUUCUACUUCAGACUAAAGAACAACAGUCUCUAAGUGUUCGAGGGAUUAAUUCCCCAAUGUUUGGUUUUCCUCUCCUUAUUGAGUUAAGACACACGGGAUGAGAUCCAGACCUCCGAAUGGUUCUGAUUGGUUCAGUAAACCCGUCUGGUUCUGACUUGUUUGCGACAGUUUUAUUUCAGAUUGAGAGAUAACAAACCGUGAAAAGUCCUUGGUUUUUGAAACCAGCCUUAAAGGGAUAUUCUGGUGUGAAAUUAAAACAAACCGUAACACUGAGUUAGACACCCCAUUAAGAGAUGAACGUUGCAGACUGCUUGCUUCUCUACUCUGAUUUUCUUUCUCUUUGGUUUUUUAACGACACAGAGGAGUAAACUUUCUUCUUCUUAAAUCCGACCUCUCUCUGCUCCACUAGUCUCUAAACACUCCUUUAAAAAUAUCCAGAGCUCUGAGCUUAAUCUCCAGACCCCCCAGAGCUUUAGAGAAGUGCUUUCCCCCCAACAGGGACUGGGGUUGUCAAUAAUGUCCUGAGGCUUUAUGUAGAUCCUGCUCCUGCAAAGGUACUGGAUUAGUGUUCUGCAGUGAGGGCUGACAGUUUUGGAGUUUACAAACUUCUCCUGCAGGAUACAUGACUUUAAAGUUUGUUUGUCGUCAUCAUUUUCUUCCGCUUCAUCCUGGUCCGGGUCAUGGGGGCAGCAGGCCAGGCGAGAGAUAUAAUCCCUCCACCUGGUCCUGGGCCGGCCACGAGGGUCUCCACCUGGUGGGACAUGUCUGGAACACCUCUAACGGGAGGCGUCCAGAAGGCGUCCUAACCAGAUGCCCUCCACCCGCCCCGGCUGCGCCUAGAGAUUCUGUCCAUAAAGUUUCUGAACAGAACCGGUUGAGAUAUGUAUGCGUAGAUAAAGUGACCUUAAUAAAGUGACUGUUGUUUAUAAAUCUGUGGAAAAUACGACGAGAACAGGGACAUGCACGACCCAAAACUCUCAAACGGACAUUUAAGACGUCAGACAUUUUAAGGACAUCGGCCUCUCUGACUACGGUGAAACAAAACGCCACCUCAGCCGGAUCCAAAGACCAAUAACGUGGGCAGACGACCCUGAGACGAUGAAAAGACGACGUUGAAAACCUCCUUGUCAAGAACUCGACUCACUAAUCUGCAUGCAAACUUCUGAAACACUUUCUUUCCUUUUUCUAUAGAUGAAUAUCAAGAGGCUGACAAAAGAGCUCUUUUCCUUGAAUCCUGAAGAUGUCGUCCUUAAACAAAACAAGGAAAGUGUUCAGAAGUCGACCUCCGAGUCAAACUGCAGAAUAAAAUCUGCAUUCGAUAAAGAGAAGAAAACUUUUACAGCCAAGACGAUAAAGAGAGUCUGAUCUGAAGCUGCUGUCUGCUGCGGUGGAGGAAGUUUAAUAAUGGAUCCUAAUGACGUCAUGAACCGCUCCUUUAUAUCUGAUGUUAGAGACGCUUCCGUUUAAAAAUGAUCCCUGAUUUCUAUUUUCAGGUUCGGAGUCUUUAUGUGGAGGAGGGAGCAGAUGUCGGCUUUUACGAAAUAAUGCCGCUUAAUUCUGGAAGGAGCUCAAUCGUCGCAGCGUCUAAUGAAAGAACCUGAAAUCUGGCAGCGCUCUGGUACUUCUCUUUUUCAUUAUUUUCGCUCGAGCUUGAUGCCAAAUUCUGCUUUUUUUCCUCUCUCUUUUAUAGUCGAUAUCAGGAGUUUCCAGCAGCACAGAGACGAUCGGAAAAAAACGUCAUUUUUAUUAUUAUUAUGGUUUGGACCGUUUCUGCUGAAAAGUCAGUCUCAGUGUUUCUGAAACUUUAUUCCUAAAACUUUCUCCCUUGACAUCGUUGGGCAGAAAGUUCUUCAGUGACCCUUCAAGAUAAAAACAAACUUUUCUAUUAAAAGUUUAGUUUCGAGCGAAAUAUCUGACUUUCCUGUUGCUACAUCAUCCUGGCUUGAACCCGUUCUGGCACAAAGAUGGAUGAGGAUGUUUCUUAUAAUGGAUAAUAUUUCCUCCUGAGUGCAGCUGAGUGCUUCAUUUAUAUUUCAGGGUCCAGCUGUACUGCGGAGAUUUCUACUCGAGUUUCUUUCUUCAACUUUGAUUUAAAAAACACAAAACCUGCAGGAACACAGGUCCGAACACGGGUUUGAACACGGGUCCGAACACGGGUCUGAACACGGGCCCGAAUGUGUCCCUGACGGCUCACCUCUCUCCAGAGUCAUCGGUCUGUAAACAUGAGUGGACCUUUGUUGAGACGAGUUUGACGAACUCAGCUGCAUGUGUUUUCUAUCCGGAGUGAGUCAGCGCCGCUUUGAUCCUGUCGGCGCUGAGCGAGAGCGGGAGGAGCCGACCGCCCUCAGCCAACUCGCCGGGCUGAUUCAGCUCACUGGAGCGUGUGUGUGUGUGUGUGUGUGUGUGUUUAUUAUCAAGUGAGUGUAUGUGCCAUAAAAAAGGUGUCUGGAUGUUUCACGGCCCGGUUUUCUCAGAGUGUUUCCAUGUAAGCACUUGUGUGUGAAUGUGGGAAUGUCAGUGUGUCUCCUGACGGCUGUGACUGACCUACAUCACAGAGCUGUCAUGCUGAGCGGUUAUCUCUGGGCGUGUGUGUGUGUGUGUGUGUUUGUGUGUGUUUACGGCACAGCUGGUGCGACUGUUUCCCUCCUGAGUCGAGCUGAGUCAUUCCUUUUUCAUAUCGUUUCAGAUUCGUCUCCUUUUCACUUGAGAAAACCAGCACCAUGAAAAUACCUGUUAUUGUAAUACCAUGCGUGGCCACUGGGGGCGGAUUAUACUAUUUGACGAUAUCAGGGACACUACAGGAUAAGUCAGGGAACAUUUUCGAGGUGAAACCGAAUCUCCUGAAAAUAUCGGCGAGUUCGGCCGAUUACCGAUUAGUCUCAAACGGGCUAAAAUUGGCCGAUUUAAUCAGCUUGCCGAUAAAUCGGUCGGGCCCGACUUAAAAUCGACUCUAAGGCUACGUUCACACUGCAGGUUAUGAUGCACAAUUCGGAUUUUUUUGUUAAAUCCGAUCUUUUUGUGCGAUCGUUCACAUUGAAUGAUAACGGAACGCGGUUGGAAGUGACCCGCAUGCGCACAAAUCAGGACGUGACGCGGUGUUCGCCUUCUAUUUUGGCUUGAUCUGACCGUCUCCCCGUAUUUUCAUCAUCGCUGAUGUUUCUUCUUUUCGCCACUGGCUGUUUUCCGUUCCCUCGUCCGCCAUUGCUUUCCGCGCCUGUUCGGCAAUGUCCACACUGCAGGUCGAUUCCGAUCUUUUAACCGUAUGUGACUCAUAUCUGAUUUUUUCAUGUAAGUGUGAACAGUGCGAUUCUGAUUUUCAUCCGUUCUUUACGUCGUCAAUAUGUGAACGACCGCAAAAAAAGAUCGGAUUGAACAAAAAAUCGGAAUUGUGCGUCAUAACCUGCAGUGUGAACGUAGCAUUAGUGUUGUCGAACAAUGGUGAUGUUUGUCGCAUAUUGGCGACGUAUAGGUUGGACGAAAGCGCCUGAGCGUCCACACUACAGUCACAUCGGAAACAUAUCCGAUUUAUAUCCACGUACAAAAGAGGCCUGGGUCGGAUUAGAACAAAUCGGAAUUGACCUGUUCACACUUAGAUGAAAAAAUCCGAUAUGUGUCACAGAUGGUUAAAAGAUCGGAAUCGACCUGCAGUCUGAACGUAGCCUUAAAGACACAGGUAACCAACGCAGAGAUUUCUGGUCUUGCGUGAAGCCGAAUUUUGUCGGAGCUGAAGCUGAGAAAUGUUCUUUUUAGGAAGAUAAGAGAGGAGAGCGCGAAGAAGAGUCUCUGCGAUGGCUUGAGAGAGGAAGUGGCGAACUCUGGAGAUGUUCUUCAAAUGAUAAAACGCCGUUUUGGUAACAUCUCAUACGUGCGGCUCCAACCUGAGGUCUGAAUCAAAUGUAACACCAAGAAUUUUAACUUCUUUGCAGAGUUUUUGCUCCAGUUUCUCUCUCAAACCGAGUUUUGUCCUGAUCCAGAACGCUCCUGGAUUAAAUUUUCCUUUUCCGGCGAUAGUUUUUGGUCAGGAAGUCAUGAUUCGUUCGUCACGUUCGUCUGUUUUGGAAAGUAAGUCUCUGAAAAUCUUCAAACUCUCUCAGACUUUUCCUCCGCCCACACGCGACUAAAUCUGUCCAAGUUUGUAAAAAGGUUAUUUUAGUUUCUGGGUGAAUAUUUAAUGUUCGGAGAUCGUGAAACCGCUCGAUGAUGCCCACUGCAGCCGCCGUGAGCCGUCCAACAUCUCCAGGUCUGAGGUGGAGCUCUGCAGCUUCAGGGCACUUUGACAACACGGUCAGGAAUUCAGGAGAGAAAGUUUCCGAUAGAAAAACAUCUUAAACUUUUGAUAAUCCUGUAUCCUGGACUUCUUUAAAAACCUGUGGGAGGUUCUGGUCCGACAGAGUUUCUCCAUCAAUCCUCUGAAACGGUUCCUCACCUGUCUGAUGAUGAUGGGGUUUUAUUUUUAGAUUUAUCGUCAUCCUGAGUCUCUCCUGACUGUCUCAUCCUUUAACUCCGCUGAUAUUCGAUGGUCUGUCACGCUCUGGAGAUUACCUGCUCGUCUAUUUCCAGCAGUAAUCUUUAAUAACCCGACAUCGUGAGCGUGCGAUCUCGUCAUCCGGGCAAAAAUUUCUCCUGUAGAUUCAGAGGAAAAAGUCGUUUCUGUUUCGUCCCCUCACCUCCGUCCGUGUUCCUCUGUCUUCCUCAGGUGAUGAGUACCUGACUGCGGAUGAACACGUGAUCGGAAAAAUGGAGGCCAUCGCCGCGCUCAACGCCACACAGGACGAGUUCCUGCCCGACGAUGACCCCGAACACCUGGUUUACCCCGACUUUGAGCAGAUGGCCGGCGCCAACCCUCCGGCGAUGCCCACGUUGGUGUUCGAGGGGGUGAACUUUCCCGAGGACUCCAUCAAGCUGCUGAGCGUUCAGGUAGACGCGUCAUGACCUCCAGAGAAACUAAGAAAACGUAAAUAUUUGUCGUCCUGAUUGUCGUUUUGUUCUUUUCAGGUGGUUUUAAUCUUGGCCUACAGCACCAUCAUCGUCCUGGGGGUUCUGGGUAAUUCCCUCGUCAUCUACGUCAUCUACCGCUUCAAGACGCUUCGCACCGUCACCAACUUUUUCAUCGCCAACCUGGCUGUCGGUACGUGACACAGCGAGUCUGAUACAGAGCUGUUGUGUGUGUGUCUGUGUGUGUGUGUCCCUGCCCUCUGUAGGUCGUCUGCGAUGAUGACUCAAACAUCUGUCAGCUGUUCCAGUCGAUCUCUCUCUGAUGUCUGGGCUUCCUGUCGUCUCGCACAGAGAUGGAAUCAAACGUUGAUCGUUCACGUGUUUGACAUUCACAGGAAGAGAAACCGAAUCCUCAGAUUAGAGACGCGCGGCCUCUCAGUUUCUACAUACGUCUCCACAUCAUAGAUGUUCGUAUGUUAUGUAACAUGUACGCCUCAAAGGGCGGGAAACUCCGGUCUGAUCAGGAUCAUCAUGAAAGAGAGGGAGUCAGGACUAGAGCUAAAGUAUAGACGGCUCAGAUUUGGACCCUGGACCGCCACAGGUGGGUGGGGGUAUCUAGAUGUGGGUUUGCACCCCAACAGAUUCAGAUGCACGGACAGAUAAGACUGUCCAGGAAGACCUCCGAGGACACUUACCCCCAAUUCCCACCGCAUCCUGAACGGCUACGAAAAGGUCGUAUCCUCCGAUCGUAGCUGAUCGUAGACGAACAAGUGAAAGGUUUUUAGAUGUCAUUUCACCCCGAUGACACCAAGGAAGGACACAAUCUACUGCUUAUAUGUCUAUGUGUCUGUCUUUAGAGAGACAAAUCGUUAUUGGGCGAUUGAUCGUGAAUCCGCGGGUUCUUGUGAGUUCUCGCAAUCCUGCUGUCCGUAAUCCGCACUGAAAUUCGCCUCACAAACGAAUCUGGUAGGAAUUGGUAAAAAUCACCAGACCUCAGGCCAGUCCAUUAUGGACUACAGCGGGGUGCCACAGCUCAAGGAAGAACAUUUAUGAUCAUUUCUUCAUGGAAAUACAAUCAGACCGAGACGCUAAGGCAGAAGAACUACCGCGUCUGUAAAAUGAUUAAUAUGAUGAUUAUUACUUCAAGGAAAUGAUAAAGAAAUGAUCAUAAAUGUUCUUCCUUGAGCUGCGGCACCCCGCUGUAGUCCGUAAUGGACUGGCCUGAGGUCUCUCUAUAAACAAGCGUCUGCUGGAAGAGAGUAGGUGAGUUGUGUUUAGUCUCUUUGCUAAAGUUAAAAAGAUGUUUGGUGUCUAGUACUAUGUCUGUGACCCUAUAUGUACUAACCUCAGUAGAACAUGGUGUAGUUCUGUUCAGUAACAGAACCUCAUUGGAAAAUUAGCUGAUUUAACUUUACUGUGCUCUUGUUCACAUAUAUUAACUCAACAGCACAUAAAUCCAUACCUGUUAACAAAAUCAUGAUUUUAUUGAUAAUUCGGCUCAAUAAAAACACCUUUACCUUUUCAUUUUUACUACAGUAGAACGUUCAUCUCUGGAGGGGGGGUCUAACUUGGUGUUUUGGUGUUUGACCCUGAAUUAAUUUCACGCCGGAAUGUCGCUUUAAUGUGGGACGGGGUUGAGCUUCUUGUGGAAUAGUUAUCGUCCGUUUAUCGUUAUCGAGGUGAACUGGGGCCCUAAGAUUCGGUUUUUUCCAGGUCCACCUGUCAGACUCGGUUCAGAUCUGUCAUCCUGGACUCUGGUCUUCAGGAGACGUUCCUCUAGUGCGGCCGUUUUAAAGCGUGUGUGUGUGUGUGUGUGUGUGAGCGUCUGUUCUCCUGUAAAUGAGCUGAAUGCUGAUGAAGCAGCAUCUGUUCAGACUCUCGGUCCACCAACACUCUGGAUUCUCUCCAGCCAACCUCAGCCAGGACCGGGCAGCAGUCAGACCUAAUUAUCCGCGGAGACCGUCAGGACUUUGCCGUUUGUGUUUUCCCUUCAGUUUGGAAGGAUUAACCCGCCGAGCCUCACAGGAAGACGCCUCGACUUUGACUGGAAGGAAGCGGCAGCAGAGUCCACCUCUGAACCAAUCAUCUGUUUUCCACUAAAUACCCGCUCAGACGCACCGAAACGUUUUUUUUUUUUACUCCUAAUGAGACAAAGCGUGAGGACGCCAGAUUCACAAAUCCUCCGCCUGUGAAGCCACGCUCCACGCUCAGCUGUGAGGUUUCCAGCUGGUGCCAAUUAAUCUCUCUCUCUCUCUCUCUCUCUCUGUAUCUUUGUCUUUACGGCGUAAAAGAGAAAACUAAAGAGUGAAGAGAGAGAGAGGGUUUAAUGCACUGAUAUAAAGAGAGGAGCGAACCCGAGCGACUUCUGAACAAGUUUAAUUUUAUUAUCCGAACAUAUGAAGGUAUAAAGAGAGUCGAGUUGAAUCAUAACAAAAGAAAAUAAAGCAGUUUAAUUCACAACUUCAUUACACAGGCCAGUGAAUCAGAGCGUCAAACUGAGGGAUUAAUGAAGAGUGAAGUGUAAUAACUGUGUGUGUGUGUGUGUGUGUGUGUGUGUGUGUAUGUGUGUGUGUGUGUGUGUGUGUGUGUGUGUGUGUGUGUGUGUGUGUGUCAGAUAAUGAACAAUAAUGAAAAUUAAAAACACGAGAGCAGACUUCACAGCGGAGGAGAAACAGUUUUUUAAAAAGGUAAAACAGAGAAGAGGACGACAGUGAUGUGGUUUCUCUUCAGCACCACGGACAGCAACUGUUCCCGUCAACAUCAGACGGUUUACAGCCGUAGAGAUGGAGGAAGGCGUGUUUGAUGGGUUUACUGGUGAAGCACUGGGAGAUAACUGGGAGGAGACUUCCAGGGCUUACUUUAGUGCCUAACAACAUCUCACAGUCAACAAGAAAACAGUCAACAAAAAACAGUCAACCAGAAAACAGUCAACCAGAAAACAGUCAACAAGAAAACAGUCAACAAUAAAACAGUCAACAAAAAACAGUCAACAAAAAACAGUCAACAAGAAAACAGUCAACAAAAAACAGUCAACAAAAAACAGUCAACCAGAAAACAGUCAACAAGAAAACAGUAAACAAGAAAACAGUCAACAAAAAAACAGUCAACCAGAAAACAGUCAACAAAAAACAGUGAACCAGAAAACAGUCAACAAAAAACUGUCAACCAGAAAACAGUCAACAAGAAAACAGUCCACAAUAAAACAGUCAACCAGAAAACAGUCCACAAUAAAACAGUCAACAAAAAACAGUCAACAAAAAACAGUCAACAAGAAAACAGUCAACAAAAAACAGUCAACAAAAAACAGUCAACCAGAAAACAGUCAACAAGAAAACAGUCAAGAAAACAGUCAACAAAAAACAGUCAACCAGAAAACAGUCAACAAAAAACAGUCAACCAGAAAACAGUCAACAAAAAACAGUCAACAAGAAAACAGUCAACAAAAAACAGUCAACAAGAAAACAGUCAACAAGAAAACAGUCAACAAUAAAACAGUCAACAAAAAACAGUCAACAAAAAACAGUCAACCAGAAAACAGUCAACAAGAAAACAGUCAACAAAAAACAGUCAACAAAAAACAGUCAACCAGAAAACAGUCAACAAGAAAACAGUCAACAAAAACAGUCAACAAGAAAACACUCAACAAAAAACACUCAACAAGAAAACAGUCAACAAAAAACAGUCAACAAGAAAACAGUUAACAAGAAAACAGUCAACAAGAAAACAGUCAACCAGAAAACAGUCAACAUAAAACAGUCAACAAGAAAACAGUCAACAAAAAACAGUCAACAAGAAAACAGUUAACAAAAAACAGCCAACAAGAAAACAGUCGUUGUCGUUGUUGUUGUUGACUCAUGUUUGACUCACUGUCGGUUCAGCGGCUCAGAGGGUUUCAUGUCCUUUUAGUUAUCGUCUGUUUACUCAGAUCAGGUUUCUGUGGUUCAAACAUCAGAGUCUGGAGAAGACGGACCCCCAAUUUCCGCCGCAUCCGGAGGGGCUAUGAAAAGGUCGUGUCCUCCGAUCGUAACCAUUCAGGUUAACGUGUCGAUUUCCACCGACUUCUCUCCGUUCCUCUGCGGAUCACCGGACUCCUCAGCUGAUCUCAAGAGUUCUAUUUUUUCCGGACGCCGGAGCAUGGCGGAUAAAUUCAGCACAGAUUGACCCGUGCUGGAAGGAAGUCGGGCACAGACACAAAAUAAAACAUCCGGCUUCUUUUCAAAAUGAAACACAACCUUUCACUUGUUCGGACGGAGACGAACAAGUGAAAGGUUUUUAGACGUCAUUUCACCCCGAUGACACCAUGGAUGAGGAGAUGCUGAUUCUAGAAGUCUAGAAGUAGAUUUCCUCCUCUGGAAGGACACAAUCUACUGCUUAUAUGUCUAUGUGGCUGUCUUUAUAGAGACAACUCGUUAUCGCGCGGUUGAACAUGAAUCCACAGGUUCUUGUGAGUUCUCGCGAUUCCUGCUGUCUAUAAUCCACUACGAAAUCCGCCUCACAAAUGGAUCCGGUAGGAAUUGGCGUACGGCAAAAAUCGGUGCCUUUCUUCUGGGUGGAGUCUAGGAUAGAAAAUCACUUUUCGAGGUCCAAACAAUCUAGAAAGUCUGGAACACAGAGACGUCUGAUCUGAUCUGAACCACCUCAGAACUGAUUCCAUGUAGAGCUUCUUCUUCUUCAAGUGACUUCAGAUCAAUUAUUCAUCGUCCUUCGAUCCUCGAACGUUCUCGACUUCAAACUACAAAAAUCACUAAAAGAGUAAAAAGAAAAAAGGAGAAGAAGAAGAGAUGAGAAGACUGAAACAGGAGCUCUGAGUUCUGGGAGACAGCUCUGUAUCUAUACGAGGACUUUAAAACGUGCGUAUUAAUGAAUCAGACUCUGAUUGUUCAAAUCUUAUCCUGGUGUAAGUUUGUGUUUUUUUGAUUUUAGACGGAGAAUCACAGAGAGAAUCAGAGGAACAGCGGUCUGUCCGCCCUGCAGGAUUUAUUUCUACAAAGUCAGAAUAAAAGAGUCCGUCAGUGAAGUCGCUUUAAUAAGACGACACUCCGAUAAUUGGACGAAGUAUGGAAGUUUCUUUUCUCUUCUCGGCGUCCUGUGAAGUUCACAAACAACCUCGUAGAGCCGGGAGCUUUUUUUUUUCCUGUUUUGAAAUGUGUCUGAAAAUUGGAAGCAAAGUUAAACUCUCUGCCGGCUGUUAUGAGUUAAAACACACACUACUACUACACACACAAGGACACACACUCCUAAUCUGUGUCGACCUGAAAAAACAUGAUUAACUUGUUUUUGCCUUCAGAGUUUCUUUGAAAUGACUCGGUCUGGAGAAAACACAGUAUCUUAAAUAGACGUUCACACCUGCUCUGAGGUAAAAAAACUUUAAUUAUAAAAGUUUUUAUUCAAGAGAAUCUCUGUCUCUGUCUCUGUCUCUGUCUCUGUUUCUGUCUCUGUCUCUGUUUCUGUCUCUGUCUCUGUUUCUGUCUCUGUCUCUGUUUCUGUUACUGUCUCUGUUUCUGUUACUGUCUCUGUCUCUGUCUCUGUUUCUGUCUCUGUCUCUGUUUCUGUCUCUGUUUCUGUCUCUGUCUCUGUCUCUGUUUCUGUUUCUGUUUCUGUUACUGUCUCUGUCUCUGUCUCUGUCUCUGUUUCUGUCUCUGUCUCUGUCUCUGUUUCUGUUUCUGUCUCUGUCUCUGUCUCUGUCACUGUCUCUGUCUCUGUCUCUGUCUCUGUCUCUGUCUCUGUUUCUGUUACUGUCUCUGUUUCUGUUUCUGUCUCUGUCUCUGUUUCUGUCUCUGUCUCUGUCUCUGUCUCUGUUUCUGUCUCUGUCUCUGUUUCUGUCUCUGUCUCUGUUUCUGUUUCUGUCUCUGUCUCUGUCUCUGUCUCUGUUUCUGUUACUGUCUCUGUCUCUGUCUCUGUCUCUGUUACUGUCUCUGUCUCUGUUUCUGUCUCUGUCUCUGUCUCUGUCUCUGUCUCUGUUUCUGUCUCUGUCUCUGUCUCUGUUUCUGUCUCUGUCUCUGUCUCUGUUUCUGUUUCUGUCUCUGUCUCUGUUUCUGUUUCUGUCUCUGUUCCUGCAGCUGAAUUCCAGUUUGGUGGAUGUCCGUCUUACAGAGAAGAAUCAAUAAUUAGAAUAAUAAGGAGUUGCAGUUCACUUUGUUUGCCUUAGGUGUCGCUGUCUUGUUAUCUCAGGAAUAAAGGUAGCUCUCUCUCUCUAGGUCGUCCUCAGACGAGCCUUCCAUCGUCUCUUCAGUCAUCCUGAUUCUCUGUCCAUCUCUCCAGUUCGUUGGUCCUCUGAGCUCCUGCGUCCUUCUUGAGUAUGUCCACGUAUGUUAGUGUAGGACGUCCUCUUGACUGAUGACCACUUGUUGGUUCCCACAGUCCCUGAUGUCUUUGUCAGUGUCCUGCUCGUCUCCUUCUCUUACAGCGAUCUUCUCACUCACCCUUGUAUUCCCUCGGACAGCGUUCUGUUGGUCACAUGUGCGUUGUCGCUGAUGUUCAGCGCUGCACACAACAUCCUGGUGGAGAUCCUGGGGAUUUCUCCAGGGUUGGCUUCAGGGUCUUGCUGACUGUUUUCUUGUUGACUGUUUUCUUGCUGACUGUUUUCUUGUUGACUGUUUUCAUGUUGACUGUUUUCUUGUUGACUGUUUAUGGUUGACUGUUUUUUUGCUGACUGUUUUCUUGUUGACUGUUUUCUUGUUGACUGUUUUGGUGUUGCCUGUUUUCUUGUUGCCUGUUUUCAUGUUGACUGUUUCCAUGUUGAGUGUUUUCUUGACUGUUUAUGGUUUACUGUUUUUUGCUGUUUUCUUGUUGACUGUUCAUGGUUGACUGUUUUCUUGUUGACUGUUUUUUUGCUGUUUCCUUGUUGACUGUUUUCUUGUUGACUGUUUUUUUGCUGUUUCCUUGUUGACCGUUUUCUUGCUGACUGUUUUCUUGUUGACUGUUUAUGGUUGACUGUUUUCUUCCUGACAGUUUUCUUGUUGACUGUUUAUUGUUGACCAUUUUCUUGUUGACUGUUUUUUUUUGCUGACUGUUUUCUUGUUGACUGUUUUCUUGCUGACUGUUUACUUUUAUUUUCAAUCUUCUACAAACACCUGAAGUUGAACUAGAGGAGUUCAGAAACUGAAAACUCAGAGUUCGCCUCUCUCUCUCUCUCUCUUUCUCUCUCUCUCUCUCUUUUUUUUUUUUACGGUGACACUAAAAGUGAAAAAGUUCCUGCUGCCUGACGGAGAACAAAGGCGACUAAAAAUAAAGAACAGAAGAAGAAGAAGAAAGAAAGCGACCUGCUUAGUUUGAGACAAACGCUUCUCUUUGUUGAAGUCAGGAGGGAGAUACGGGACGGAGGGCGAACGAGGACGAAAGACAGAGAGAGAGAGAGAGAAACAGAAGUAAAAGAGAGGAAGAAAGGGAGGGGACCCAAGUGAACGCCAUCAUAUCCAUGAACCAUAUGUCCAAAAACAACUCUAUCUCAGUUAUACUCUGAACUCUCUCUGUCGUUGUUCUUCCUCUCCUCUCUUUCUGUCGUUUAUUUUUACCCUCCGCUCUCUCGUGUGUCACAUGUCGUCCGCACUGACCUGUCUGACACGUGUCUCUUUUAUUAUUUGUCACCGUGAGUCUGAGGACCUGACCCUUUUACCCUCUGGGGACCGUAGAUGAUCCACGACUCAGAGCGGUUUCCUGACGAAGACGAACAUCAUAGAUGAAUGUUUGAAUGUUUCAGUCAGAGACGCUGAUGAAUUCGGGAACAUCAGGAAGUCUGUUAGCUUUAGCGUUGCCACGAUACUAACAUUUCAAACUUGAUGUUGAUACCAAGGAAACUGAACCCAUCGUCUAUGUUGACCCGGCUUUUUAGCUCUUGUCCGGUCUACCUCCGUUUUAAGCGCCCGUUAUUCCGCCAGAGUCUCCGGUAUUUACUUUGUUUUCUGCAUCUUCAAGAGAAGAAAACACGUUAGCGUAGUUUUGUAGUCAAGACCGCACCAACCGAGACCGAGACAUUAACGAGACCGAGACAAGACAGAGUGAAAAUGCCUUCGAUUCCGACACCAAGACCCUCAAAUACGGUCUCGGAACCAAGACCGAUCUCGAGUACUCCAACACUACUGUAUGGAAACCGUUAGCUUACCUGUCUUCAUGCUUCCUCUCGAGGUGACGGUAAAAGUUUGAAGUCCUUCCAGCUGUUUCGAGUGUUUUUCGCUUGCAUGUCGUUUUGAGUUUUGAAAUAAACUCUUCGUGGUUUAGGAAACCAAACUUAAUUAUUGCCGAGUUGGCGGACAUCUUUCAUGACGAGUUCAGCGGGUGCCGCUAACUUGGCACUCCGAGACCGAGACAAGAGCGAGUGAAAAUGCCUUCGAUUCCGAGACGACACCAAGACCCUCAAAAAAUGGUCUCGAGACCAAGACCGAUCUUGAGUACUACAACACUACGUUAGCGAGCUAAUGGCUAAUAACAAAACAACCAACCGCAGCUACUGAGGAUUGAUGCUAGCCACCGGUGCGACUAACAUCAUUAAUCAGUUGACUGCACUACGGUAAAGGACGAACGUAAUCUUUACGAACCCGCCGGAAUUCGUCAUGGAGGCCAGGGUGCCGGUCCUUGUGGUGUUAUGCCAAAUUCAUCGUACUACUCGACUUUGUGCCAUACUGCAGCGGUAAAUGUGGGUCAGAAAGCGGGAUGAGGGGUUUGCAGACUGCCGGGCGCUGUCAGCCGGGUCGGCCGCCCUGCUUGCAGAGUGUGCGCUGCGGGCACACGCACUGUAGUAUCGAUACCACGGCAAAUUUGUAUCGUAUCUGGAUACAGCGUGUAAGUAUCGCUACUUUUGACGACCCUGGUUAGCUUUAUUUUCAUGUUCUGGACUCUGAUUGGUCCAGACUACCUGAGUAAUGACAGCAGACCAAAUAACGAACCUGAGCUCGCUGACAGGAAGGAGGAGAUCUGUCUCUGUCAGUGACGAUCCAACCAUCUGAAGUGAGGAACACAUGUCCGUUUCCACAUGUGUGAGAAAUGUCUGAUCGUCAUGAAGAAACGGUGAAACCUCUUCAUGUUGGAGCGAUAACGGCGGUCCGACAGCUAAAUAAAGACAGAGAGAGAGAGAGAGAGAGGGAGAGAGAGAGAGAGAGAGAGAGAGAGAGAGAGAGAGAGAGGCGGCGGUCUAACAGAUGUGAGGUCAAACAGACGGCGGCGGGAUGGUUGGAUUGUUUUCAGUUUUUCUUCCCUGGAGGAAACUGUGAAGCGGACGGACGAUCAGACGAAGAUAAAAAGUGAAAUGAGCGAGUGAGCGCUCCCUCGCCACCGCCGCCUGGGCCCGCGGCGUCUCGUUUCUACACUCUCCUCAUUAUUUCUCCCCGUCUCUGUCGUCUGUUUCAUCGGGAACAAUGAGAGCUGUCUCAUUACUGAUGAUGUUCGAUGUUUGCAGACACUUAAACUCUCGUUUGGAGGGUGAUCGAUGUUCACGUCGCUGCACAAUCAUGUCCGCUCUCCUCCUCUCCUCCUCCUCCUCCGUCAGCUGAUGGAGUUAUUUGAGCCGCUCGUCUUUCUCUGCCGGUAAAGCAGCUAUCAACAACUUUGGCGCACGGUUAACUCGAUUUACCCUCGAGGAUGAUGGGACAUCCACGUGAGACGGGGACCAGAUUAGCCGCUCAGACCCUGAUCUGGGUGAUCUGAGCUCAUGUGGACCUUUAUGGAGAAUCGAUGCUGGACUGUAGGAGGAGGAGGAGGAGGAGGAGGAGGAGAACUUUGACUGUUAUGGUGGUGGUCUGGGAUUUCAACAGAGGAGAGUUUGAAAGUCUCCUCCUUUAUUUUAAAAACAGUGUCUGUAAAAAACAAACAGAGGAACUUUUCCUCUGAUAUGAAGUCAGACAGUCACCAAACAAACCAAAAGUUCGGCCUCUGUAUAAAAAGUCGGACUCCGCUCCACUCCAGGCGGCAGGCAGAUCGAAUACACGAGCUUACAGCGCCCGGUAUUUACCGAUAUUUCUCGCGCGACUUGACGAGAUCUCUCGGAAUCUUUCCCCGUGAGACUGAGUGUCUCACGGCCAAUUGGUGUAAAUAAACGGUGACGUUAUAGUCCGAUGUUAUCGAGUCCUAGCCUGGCCGGGCCAUCCUGUUGCGUGAAUCACUUGCCGUUCCUUCCCACAACAGUCUGGACUUCGGUCAAUAGAGAGCGUGUAUUAGCGAUCAGAAAAUAACCAGGCCAAUCAGAGACCGUGUUUCCACUGUUACCCUGACAACAGGGAAAGGCAGCCCCUGAUUGGUCCAUGUGUAGACGGUGACGUCUAACAUAUGCUGCGCGACUUUUCAAAGCGCCGUUUAUUCAGAACGCCGUUAAUUCUGCAGUUGACUCUGCAAAGUCGGCAGAAAUCGUUUAUAUCCGACGUCUUCUGAGGAUAUAAACGAUUUCUGACGACUUUGCAAACUCUCUCGCUGGGUGAUCUUCAUGAUGUUGCGUUUGUCUGAGUAUCACGGGUCUCUGGGUAGCUUCAGCAUUUCCAUUGACAUCUUUGAAGGCAAUCCUUGUUUCCACAUGGUGAACAUGAACUCCAAAUCCGCCAUAUUUUGGUUCUCUCUCCUGUUACUGUGCCGAGGACCCUGAGUCUUCACCAGGGAAGACUCACAUGGUUGGAUAACUCUGGGUCAGGGUUGUUCUGGUCCACACGAGGCCAAAGUUUCAGAGACUUUAAAACCCGAUCGUCUCAGCAUUUAGAGGAGUUUCUUUUUUACCUUAUCAUGACCUUCAGGGGAGCAGAAUCCAGUCCAGGGAUUAUAAACUUCCUCGAACCAUUACUGAGAGUUUGAGUCAAAGUGCUGAUUUAGUGAAACUUCGGAUAGAGGAGGUGAUUGAUGGAACGUUAAUGUCACUUCCACACGUGUGUGUGACGGCGCUGUAGUGGAGUUAAAGGAGAAGAGCUGACUGUGUGAGAUCGAUGUCUCGUUGAAGACGCUCUGAUUCAGAAAACUCCGUCAUAACGUCAUCCGAGUCCCCGUCCUGAUUCGGAGUUCAUUCCUCUGUUUUCUGUUUGUUUUCUCCUUCGCCGCUCUGACCCCCUCUCCCUCUCUCUCUCCCCCCCCUCUCUCUCUCUCUCUCUCUCUCUCUCUCUCUCUCUCUCUCUCUCUCUCUCUUCUCUUUUCUCUCUGCCCUGAAGCGUCGUCUCAGAAAUCUAAACUCCGUGUUCGAGGACCCAGAGGAGCGCCGAGCUCAGAUCACAGACCCUGAACAGACUUUAGUUUUGGGCUAACACGGUUUGGCAGGAUGCCCUUAUCCCAGAUUUCAUAUCCCACAAUGCUCUGGUUCAGGGAGGUCAUGGACUCUCCUGCUUUAGUCCCCGCCGGGCUCUCCUGUACCAGACAGACUGUCAGGUCUCAUCCGAGGUCUAAUGGAUGACCUGAUCGGUGCAGCUGAACCUGCUGACCGGCGUUCCCUCACACCUCCUCCAAAAGCUGAUUGAUCACAGACGGCGGGGCGUCCAAUCACAGCGGGGCGUCCAAUCGCAUCUGUCUUCACUCCGAUUGAACAAGAUGGAUGAAGACAGAGACUGUGAAGCGGUCAAUAAUAGAGCUGUCCGUCACAUCACACCCUUUAACCAAUCACAGCUCGAGGCGGUCCAUUCUGAACCCGCCCCCUCCUCACUGAGACCGUCUACGCCUCCUCCUGAUUGUGAGUUCAGGUUCAGUUCACCUCGUUAGCUGCUUCAGGUGGUGAAAAAGAUUUGAGGUAUUCCCCGACUUUGUGAGAACAUGUACUCGACAUAAUUUACAGUCCACAUUACUCUGCUUCAUGUCCGACCUCAAAACACCAAAAUACCUCCACACCACCGACGUGGAAGAAAACGACAUCCUUCGCGAGGCCAAGACCAACUUGUGAAACUAAUGUUGCCAACCAAACGUCGCGCUGGCAGACCUUGGAACGGCGGACGAGCAACCAUCCCAACUGUCAAAAACCAAGUCCUGUCAGCGGGCCUCACCACCGCCAAACUCGAAGUCCUACGUCACCACCGACGUUUUCCUAACGCCAGUGUUGUGGUUGACAUUGAUGUGGUCAUCUGUUGAGCCUUCAUGGUCAUUUCUGUCGGGGGUAGCACUCAUUUUCUUUGUUUCUCACCAACAGUGCUGUCGGCUCCACCUGUUAAAGUGCUAUGGUUGGGUGUAGCUGCUGUGUGCUAUGAUGUUGUUUGUUACCUGGUUUAUUGACCAUGUUUUAUGUUGAUAUUGAGGGAAAUUCAUCUUCGGUAAUAUCGUUAUCAUUUAUCGCCCAGAUUUAACCCUCUAACCUUUGUUGUUUAGCUUUUCAUGAAUCCUGUUUUAUCUUGAGUGUUUAGAGUCAGAUCUCCUCAGGUUGUUUUUAUGAUGUCAGUGGAAAAUGUCACAGGAACACAGGUGGGUAAUAUCAAACGGUUUCACAGGUACAAGAUAUCAGGAGGUGUGAAUCUGUUUUGUCAGGAGCAGGUGUGAGACUGACCCCUGGGGUGGGGUUGUGGUCUCUGUGGGUCAGGGGUCGGUCUCUCUGCGGUUUCCUCCCAUCACACCGUGUUAGUUUACACAUAAUGUGCAUAAAUAAUCAAUAAUGUUCUUAUCAGAGUGUCUGAAUCUGAACUGACAGGAUCGCUCCGUUCGAACGUCAUCUCUGUGUUUUUUAAUAACUCUGUCCUGACUGAACUCUCGCUCUCUCUGUGUUCCCGCCUCCAGCCGACCUGCUGGUCAACACGCUGUGCCUCCCCUUCACCCUCGUCUACACGCUGCAGGGAGAGUGGAAGUUUGGCAGCACGCUCUGCUUCCUGCUGCCCUACGCCCAGGGACUGGCUGUUCACGUCUCCACGGUGACACUCAACGUCAUCGCCCUGGACCGCCACAGGUGGGUGGGGCUUACGAUCAUUCCCAGGGUGAUGUUCAUGAAUCACAGUCGAUUAAGUCACUCAUCCUAAACAGAGUUGGAACUGCACUUAGUUUGUGUGUAAAGAUACUGAGACAGGGAGUUCUGCUUUUGUUCGCACAAGGAGGGAAGUAGCUGUUCGCCAGGAAGACGAAUAACAGAUAGAUGACGACAGGUGGGGGGUAUCUAGAUUACCCCAACAGACUCUACAUCAGAUACACUAACAGAUAACUGUCAGAAGACUGUCCAGGAAGACCUCCAAGGACACUUACCCCCAAUCCUAACUGCAUCCGGAACGACUACGAAAAGGCCGUAUCCUCCGAUCGCAGCUGAUCGUUUCCAUCCAAGUUAACGUGUCAAUUUACACCGACUUCUUUCCGUUCCUCUGCGGUUCAGCAGACUCCGCAGCCGAUUGCAAGGGUUCUAUUUUUUCCGGACGCCAGAUAAAUUCAGCAGUCGGGCACAGACGCAAAAUAAAACAUCCGGCUUCUUUUCAAAAUCGUAGACGAACAAGUGAAAGGUUUUAAGACAUCAUUGAGGAGAUGCUGAUUCUAGAAGUCUAGAAGUAGAUUUCCUCCUCUGGAAGGUCACAAUCUACUGCUUAUAUGUCUAUGUGUCUGUCUUUAUAGAGGCAACUCGUUAUCGCGCGAGUUCUUGUGAGUUCUUGCGAUUACCGCCGUCCAUAAACCACUGCGAAAUUCGCCUCACAAACGGAUCUGAUAGGAAUUGGCGGAUGGCAAAAAUUGCCAGAGCCGUUCCGGACCUCAGGCCAGUCCAUUUUGGACUACAGCGGGGUGCCGCAGCUUAAGGAAGAACAUUUAUGAUCAUUUCUUCAUGGAAAUACAAAAAACGGAUCUGGUAGGAAUUGGCGGACGGUGAAAAUCGCCACCGCACCGUAGUGGAGAACAAAGCGGAGAAACUCACUUGAAGUUGAAGUAGACUCCAUUCUUGUCUUCUCACUUCCACCCGGGACGCCUUAGGAUAGUAAGGGAAGGUCCCGCCCUCCUUCGCCUCUGAUUGGCUAUAAGUGCUGAUUGUUUGAUUUGAGCAUGUGAUAAUGUUUCCAGCUUUUCUAGCCAAUCAGAGGCGAAGGAGGCGGGACUUUCCCCGGGAAAAGUCUUUUCGGUGCGUCUUAUUCCCCCCAGAAAGUCGCAAAAUCGCAUCGGGUUUGAUGUGUGCAAAAUUCGCCUCCAAAUAUACCGCGUCAGCCCCGGUGUGUAAGGACCUUAAACCAUGAGGAGGUUCUUUCUGGUCGGCUUAUUUCCUGGCGUGUCUGUUUCUGCGUUUCUGCUCGCUCUUCGCUGACAUCCUCCGUUGUUAAAAUAUUCGAGAAUAUUCCGACCUCUGAGCUUCUCUCUGGAAAAGAGGAUUAAAACAACGAGGAGCGUUCAGACGGCGUCCGCUCUGACCCUUAAACCUCCACUUUUGUGAGCGCCGCUUACUUUGAGGUUGGCGUGUAGGUGUUAGGAGAACAUUUUUACAUUAACGCAGACCUGCCUGACCCCGAGGACCGGAUUUUAAAAACAGCUUUUAGACCUUUGAGUCACUUCGCCUUGAGCAGCGAUUCGACAUUAAAAAUCAACGGCGUGAAAAAAGAGAAGUUGUGUGGAUUGAACAAACUCUGAACAUUUCAUCUGUAAUCAUAAUUAGUCCUCGGAGACGGCUCUGAAGCUCGCACUGCUAUCCUCCACCUGUCCAGGGACUGAAACCAGGAACAAAGACGACUCCUCUCGUAUAAUUUACUUCACUGUUCAGAAUCAGCGUGUGGAAAAAGAUCGAGUCUGUCUGCAGAAACUGAUGAAGCACAAACAUCGGGCGGUCGAGAGAACGUAGACAAUGAUCAGUCUAGAUGUCACAGAAUGAUGAGGAUCAGAAUCUCAUUCUCAGGGUUACUAUUGCUGGUCCUCUCAGAUCUCGUCAAGUCAAACCCUGGACCCAGAUGUGUGAAGUGGAGUGACACUGAUGUGAUGACAGCGCGCGCGUGUGUGUGUGUGUGUGUGUGUGUGUGUGUGUGUGUGUGUGUGUGUUUCAGGUGUAUCGUGUACCACCUGGAGACCAGGAUGCGUAAAGACGUGUGUUUCGGCGUGAUUGCGCUGACCUGGGUGUUAAGUGCUGUACUCGCCAGCCCUCUGGCUAUCUUCAGAGAAUACGGCUCCUUCACUCUAGAGCCCGGACACACUAUCCAGGUACACACACACACACACACACCUGUGCCCCCCCACCUCCCUCAGAGCCUCUUUGAUCUCUCUGCUCCCUCCUUCAUUGCUGCCCCUCUCAUCCUCGACUGUCCCUCCUCCUCCUCCUCUUCAUCCCUUUCAUCUCUCCGUCUUUACAUCAUCAUGUCUUCGCUCUCCGCAGUCCUCCUCCUCCUCCUUCCUCUUCUUUUCUCUUUAAUCCCUUCACUCUUCUGCUUCGACGCACUGUCAUUAUGUUUCCUCUUUUCUUAGUCUAUAAGCUGGGUUUAUAAACUUCUACUGUAGUUAAAAUGAAAAGGUAAAGGUGUUUUUAUUGAGCCGAAUUAUCAAUAAAAUCAUGAUUUUGUUAACAGGUAUAGAUUUAUGUGCUGUUGAGUUAAUAUAUUUGAACAAGAGUGCAGUAAAGUUAAAUCAACGAAUUUUCCAAUGAGAUUCUGUUACUAAACUGAACUACACCAUGUUCUACUCUGGUUAGUACAUACAGGGUCCCAGCCAUAGUACUAGACACCAAACAUCUUUUUAACUUUGACUCAUUUCUUUAGCAAAGAGACUAAACACAACUCACCUACUCUCUUCCAGCAGCCUCUUGUUUGUAGUGAGACCUCAGGCCAGUCUAUUAGAGACUACAGCGGGGUGACGCAGCUCAAGGAAGAACAUUUAUGAUCAUUUCUUUAUCAUUUCCAUGAAGUAAUAAUCAUAAAUGUUCUUCCUUGAGCUGCGUCACCCCGCUGUAGUCCAUAAUGGACUGGCCUGAGGUCUCUAUAAACAAGCGGCUGCUGGAAGAGAGUAGGUGAGUUGUGUUUAGUUCAUCUUUUAAAGAAAUGAGUCAAAGUUAAAAAGAUGUUUGGUGUCUAGUACUAUGGCUGGGACCCUAUAUGUACUAACCUCAGUAGGACAUGGAGUAGUUCAGUUUAGUAACAGAACCUCAUUGGAAAAUUAGCUGAUUUAACUUUACUGUGCUCUUGUUCAAAUAUAUUAACUCGACAGCACAUAUAUCCAUACCUGUUAACAAAAUCAUGAUUUUAUUGAUAAUUCGGCUAAAUAACUCUUAUUAGUCGCUGCGAUGUCAACACGGUAGUGCUCGCUAGCAGAGCUGACGUUUACUGCCGCUAUUCACUAAAAAUCCGACAUGGAGAAUCCUAUUUGAAGCUAGCGUAGGAUCUUCUGCCAGCCGGUUUCUUGCUCUUCCAGAGGGGGGGUGUCGUGGCUCCGUUUUUUUCAACUGCUUCUUAGAUCGUCAACCAUGCCUUUAAGGCCUAACCUUUAUAAACAGUAAAGUAGGAGGAGCUUAUUCGCUGAUCUUUAACCACGUAGACUCUUGUGUGUACUUGUGUACUUCCAGGUGUGUACGGAGAAGUGGCCCGGGAAGAACACGGACGGCACCAUCUACAGCAUCUCCAUCCUGAUCCUGCAGUACUUCUUACCUCUCUCCAUCAUCUCCUUCGCCUACGCUCGCAUCUGGUCAAAACUGCGCGGCCACGUCAGCCCGGCAGAGAACGGCGGCAGCAGCAGCGCCGGCUCUGAGCGCCACAGGCGAAGGCGUAAGACCACCAAGAUGCUGGUGACCAUGGUGGUGGUGUUCGCCGUCAGCUGGUUGCCCUUCCACGCCUUCCAGUUGGCCACGGACAUCGACAGUUCGGUGCUGGACAUGCGUGACUUUCGCCUCCUCUACACCAUCUUCCACGUCAUCGCCAUGUGCUCCACCUUCGCCAACCCGCUGCUGUACGGGUGGAUGAACCGCAACUACCGCGCCGCCUUCCUCGCCGUUUUUAAGUGUCAUAAAGGAGGGGAGAGAGGGAGGAGCAGCAGACUGGACAGUAUCCACCCGGUCGGAAGUCGAGGAGGAAAAGGAAGAGGGGGCGGGAGGGCAAAGAAGAUCGUGCUGGAAACACAGGACGUGGUUUCCACCCGACUGAACGCCACUGACGUGUGAGAGCCAGGGGGCGGGGCUUAAAAAGAGGACCAAUUACAGGAAACUGAUAGGAUGAGGAAAGAGGAUGAUUGUCAGGAGAGCUUUAGUUUCUCGGAGGACAAUGAACGACGAGGACGAGACGGUGGAAACGAGAUCCCUCAGGACAGGAGAUGAAGACGUGAUAACCGAGACGACCAAUCAAGGCCGAGGAGGAGGGGAUUAAGGAGGGGGGCGGGGUUCAGAGUGACUCAAACCCUCCUGAACCCGUCCGGGUGGAGAUCUGUGGUGGACCUCAGAACUCUGAGAACUCCUUUGAGGGUCUUUGACUUUUCGAUCGGAGACUUUCCCUCAGAACCGAUGACCUCGGACUUUGGCGACAUAGGGCUUUAACUCCAUCCUCACUCACAUGUGAAGCAUUUAGCUCGGACAAUAAACACAGAGUGGCUUACACACACACACACACUUACACACACACACUUACACACAGGGGAGGGGGGGCAGGUUUGGCAGAAGAGGAGCUGAUGUUCUGCAUGUUCCCGGAAACCUGGAGCGAGGAGAAAGAAAAACCCGAAAAUCCAGGAGGGACGGCGAUGCAUGAUGCAAGCUUAGUGAAAUCUCUAACGUUUGUGAUGUGAUGAAAAUGUGUGUUUUUAUGUGGGUUAUAAUCCCGAAACAGACGAGAUGGAGGUGGACAAAUGUGAGACAAAGAGGGGAGGAGGGGGGAGGAAGGAUGAUUGAGGUUUAAAGACGGCGAGGACUGAAGGACGGCAGCAGAGCGGGAUCAGUGGGAGGAAACAGGCGCUGAAAAACGGACUAGAUGGUAGAUAAUCGUCUGAUCCUUCAGUUUGUCUUUAAAACCGACUCUCGAUUGACUACUUUGAAUAUUUGAUACUCGACUUUGAUUCAUGAGGAUUUAUUGUAAUUCAGCAGGACUGGAGGUGUUGUCUUUAACAGGACUGAUGCCUACCCACGAUGCAACACACCCACAGUUGACAGUUCGCUCCGAGUUUGUAGAGAGAACUACUUUGACUCCAAUCGGAUAUUUAUUGAUUCAUUAUCUUAUAGUAGGAUGACCACACGCCCUCUUUGACCCGGACACGUCUUCAUGCCUCAGUGUUGGCGCUGCUUACACGCCAACAGCAUUUAGCACCGCCCUGGUUGGACUGACUUUGACUAUUGCCGGGAGUCUGGGUUUACUGCCCCCUGGAGUCAUGUCUCUGUUAGGUAUAGAUGCUUAGAUACCUCGAUGUUACGGUGCAGUUGACCACAUUGCAGAGGGUAACCCCAAAUUUCCACCUAAUCCGGAAUGUCUACUGAAAGGCCGUAUCCAUAGCUGGCUUCUUUCUGUUCCGCUGCGGGACAGACAAGAGUUUGUCUCUGUUGUCCCCGUUAAAUAUCAUCUUUCUGACAACAGUCAAUAACCGCAUCCAGCAGCUUCAGUGACCGUGGCGCUCUGGUCUCAAACUGAGCCCUCUGGUCCCGGGUCUUUGUUCCGGGGCAUGCCAAAAAAAAUUCCACUCAGAUUAAUCCGUGCUGGAUGCUGAUUCUAGAAGUCUAGAAGUAGAUUUCCUCCUCUGGAAGGACACAAUCCACUGCUUAUAUGUCUAUGUGUCUGUUGUUGUAGCGGUAACUGGUUAUCGCGCAAUUGAACGUAAAUCCGUGGAUUCCUGCUGUUUGAAAUCCGCUACGAAAUCCGCCUCACAAACGGAUCUGGUAGGAAUUGGCUGACAGCGAAAAUCGCCACCAUUCAGUAGCCGUUCUGGAUGCGUUGGAACUAGGACUAUCCUGGCAUGUGGACUCUACGAUCUUUCCUUCAGACACCACAAAAGUUCUCCAUCAGUUCCACUUGAUCCUGAAAGUUUUUCUCAAACAGACGAUCGUGGCGUUCGCGCGUCUUUAAAUUAAAUUGACUGGUCAAUCUGCCGUAAUUAGAGGCUCAGUAAAGACUGAGUCAUGACCUACAAAUAUGAGCGGAUCCAUUUAAAGGCUUUACAUACAGAGACAUAUGAAGGAGCGGAUCAGACACAGGUGUGGAGGGGAUCAAACCGUCUUUAUUUUUGGACUCAGACUCCUCCAUCGCUCUGAGCUGCGUCACUGCCUCGCCCGACCCACAAUCCCCCAAAUCCUCUCUGUUCCCUCCCACUGAACCGCACCAGCUGUUCCUCUCUGUCCUGGUUUGAGCUCCUCGUCUGUUGCCUCUCCUGAAAAUUGCAUGCCUCAAAAGAGCAGAGGAGUGUUUCUCUGUUUGAUUGAAACUCUGAAGAUGUCUGUUUGAUUCAGUUUGACCACUGCUCCUGUUUUAUUUCUGCAGGAAUCAAUCAAACUUUAUUGAUUAUCGACAGGUGAGGUUCAGAGAGAUCCUCACCUGUCUCUGGAGUUCAUCAGGAUGAGACGUUGACUCUUGAGUUCCGAUGUCUGGUCUUUGUUUGGUUAUUCGAACCCUCUUUGGGUCCUGAUGUUUAACUCCAAGACCUCCAGGCUUUAAUUUUCAGGUUAGGACGAAUAAUUGAUUAUCGAUCGAUGGUUUGAGUCAUUUUCACAGAGAGUUUAUUACAUUUGAUUUCACAAGUCUGACCACUUUUAUGUAAACGUGGUGUAAUCGUCCUUUAAACAUCCGAAUCUUCGUACUCUGCAGUGGAGUUGACGAAAACUUGGUGUUAAGAUCGGACUGUCUCACUUUCACUGGAUUUUCACGAGGGGUGUCCCGAUACCGAUAUUGUAGCCUUUGGCACUAAUGGUUUUUCGGAAUUUAACGAAAAAUACUGCCAAGUGGCCGACAUCACCUUAGUACACACUGUUGUUGUGAUUACGUGGAUCCGGGCGCUGCUAGAUAGAGGUUCUGGAGCGGAAUCUGGAAUGGACUGCUUGUAUUGGAGUGCCGAUAUCGGAGAUUUAAAAUGCAGGCCGAUAUAAUCCGAUAUUGUUAAUUUGGCCGAUUUCAGACCGAUAUCGGAUAUCAAUAUCGGAUCAGGACAUCCCUAAUUUUCACCACUGAACCGCACCAGUAUCGGUACAAACGGUCAAUAUCGGUCCAAAGGUGCAUGGUAAGACUUGCACUCAGCUCCAACGUCUUUUUUGGAAUUUAACGAAAAAUACUGCCACGUGGCCGACAUCACCUUAGUACACACUGUUGUUGUGAUUUCGUGGACUCUGCAUGCUGGAUCUUGGCGCUGCUAGAUAGAGGUUCUGGAGCGGAAUCUGGAAUGGACUGCUUGUACUGGCGUGCCGAAAUCGGAGAUUUUAAAUGCAGGCUGAUAUAAUCCGAUAUUUUCCAGACUGAUAUCGGAUAUCAAUAUCGGAUCAGGACAUCCCUAAUUUUCACCAUAGCACUGUUUUUUUUAGGUAUAAGUAUCUCUCUUGUAAGUUUCGAGUCCUUUGGUCAAAAGUCGUUAAAGUCACAGUCUCAGAAAAGUUCGUGAUUUUAGCCGAUGAUAUGUUGCUGAUUUUGAACUCGUCAAAAGUUCAUCCUGCGUUGACUCAGGAACCCAAACAGGAACGGGUUUAAAACCUCGGAAAGUCCAGCGUUCUGGUCGAAGUUAUUCCUGAUUUUCCGCUCUGCGCUCAACACCUCAUCCUCUUUGAAACUCGGUCUCGGCUAGCUCCGAAGUUUACGAGUUUGUGGAAGCGUCACCUGUAAAUGCCUCUCAUGUCUGUUUUUAUCGUCCUGGACUGAACGGGCGUUUGGCUCCUCAUCACUGAAGGUGUGUUUUUUGACGGACACUGAUAUGCUGCUCUACCUUUAUUCAACAUGAAUGUAAACUGCUUUGUAAUAUCGCUGUAAUGUUGUUUAUCAUAUGAUUUUGAUGUAAAUAUUGACGGUGUGAAAGACUGUAACCCAGCACAACAUGUUGGCCUUUACAUGUGUCCAACUACAGAUGUACUGUUCUCAAGCA